AGGACAGACCGCUGUGUUGAGUGAGGGAAUGUGUUUUAGUGAGCAGCAAAGGAAGGAGUAGGUCAAAGGAAGAAGCUAAGUGUGACCUAAAGACGCUGCCCUGGAGUUUUUUUUUUGUUUUUUUUUUGCUGUUCUUAUUUUUGUCACCUGCACAAGAAGAGACCUCCAGCAAGGACGCAACAAACUUGAAGACAGCAGAGAUUCUGAAAACCCUCUCUUCUGUGCUGUUUGUCAUUGAAUGAGGAGGUGACUAUGAUGGAAAGCUGGCGUGAAGAAUGAUGACAAUGCCAGAAGAGUUUCUGUUAUUCUGUUACUCUGCAAGGUGGACCAAAGAGAGGGUAGAGCUGGAGCCAGAGCAACAGCUGCAUGUUUUGUUUGUGUGCUUUAAUGAUUGUGUGCAGUUUAACAGAGCGCCGCAGGGAUCAUACUGUGUGGGAAUUAGUUAAACCAACACAGUGAAAAAUCUCUUGUAAGAGUUUGCGCUGAGGUUAAGCAUGAUUAUGGUGUCAGUGUUGACACACAUUUAAAGAGGGUGUCUGUAACUCUCAUAUAUUCGUAAGUUUAGCUGUCAGACCAAUAUGGAGAAAAGCUUUGAAAUAUACGGUUGACCUCCGGGAAAGGAUUAGGAUCCCAGAGUAGGGUUUGGAGUUUGAAAUCCCUGCUGAUGUAAAGGCAAACCAUUCAAACAAGAUUUCCAAUCAGCUGUAGUUCAAAACCUCUAAGUUUCUAAAAGUUGUUUUAAAAAAAAAAACUGAAGCAGCCUCAAUGCAUCUUUUAGUAAGGGUCAUUAGUUCAGCAAAAAGGUGGCUUACUCCCUAGCUGCUAAAUAUAAAUGUGUGCUUGCAAGUAUUUCCAUAUAAAUAUACUGUAUGUCUAUGUUUUUGCACAGAAGCCUUCAUGGGGACCAGUCUUGGGCAGUGUAGAGCUGCUCCGGCAAGGUGGACCUGUCCCCACACAGAUACUAAACCCGCUCAAAGUGCCGGCAUAAAAUCUACGAGACAUAUUUAAGCCAAGGAAACCUUUUAAGGUCUGAUUGCUCAUCCUAUGUUCAAAACGUAUCACAUCAAUUACAGUAACCUCUGAAAUAUUGUCUUCUACUAAAUUUCUUGUAUUAUUUGUAUGUUAAACUUUUACAGCGUAGCACAAGGAAGGGUGGGCAUGCUGUGUCCCUAGCCCGUCUUCAAAAUGCCUGGCAAGAAAGACACCAAGAAGGACACAAAGAAAGGUGGGAAACCCGAACCAGAGAAGAAGAAAGAAGAGGAAAAGAAAGGCAAAGAUGACAAGAAGGGGGGAAAAGAAGACAAGAAAGCCGGCAAGGAUGAUAAGAAAGGUGGAAAAGAUGAUAAGAAAGGUGGGAAGGAUGACAAGAAAGGAGGGAAGAAAGGAAAGGAGGAGCCAUCUAAGGGCAAAGAUGAUGGGAAAAAGGGAAAAGACAAGGGAAAAGGUAAGAAAGUGGAGUCUGAGGAGGAAGAGGAAGAGCUUUUGAGUGAUGAGGAAGAGGAGGAAUUCAGUGAAGAGGAUGAAGAUGAGGAUGACAGAAGAGGAAAGGGGCGAGGUGGAAAGGCGGCCAAGGGCAAGAAAGGAGGGAAGUCUAAACGUGGAGAAUACUCUGAUGAAGAUGAAGAGGAGGAGGAAGAAGAAGAGGAGGAGGAUGAUGAGUAUGAUGAGGAUUAUGGAAGAUCCAAAAAGAAAGGAAAAGACCCUAAAGGGGGGAAAUCUGAUGCAGAUGCAAAGAAAAAGAAAGCAAAAAGGAAGGAGGAAGCCCUGCAGCUUCCAGUUAGAGAUAUCCCAAGGAAAGGUCUGAAGAACAUGUCCCGAAUGUUCAUGAAGUUUUCUGGCUUCAAGAGGCGGAGAAACAGCAGGAAGAAACUAAAAAGUACAUCACGUCUGUUUCUGGGGCUGGGGAAGAGAAAGUUCCGUCUUGCUAAGAAGAAACGUCGCAAGUCCAUGCUAAAGAACACCUCCCGAUUCAUGAUGAGAUUCAAGGCCAGUAAGAAGAGAAAAAAGGAAAAAGAGGCCAAAGAGAGAGCAGCAAAUGGUGGGAAAAAGCCUACCUACAUGCUUCUACGUAUUGGAGGUGGGAGCAGCUCAAAUGAGAAGAAAGGAGGUUUCUUCAAAGGCUUGUUCAAGAAAAAAGCUGGUGAUGGGCCUGCUGACGACUUCAAAAACAGAAGUGCAUUGCUGGGGAAGGUGGCAGCUGCAACCAACUGGCUGACCAAGCGCUUCCUGUCCACCAAAAUGCAAGGAAAUGCAGGGCGUCAUGGCUGGGGUGGGCAUAGGGCUGGUCAGAGGCAGGGUAGCUCUAGAGGUCAUCCCCAUGGUUACUACAACAAUGGUUACGAACACGAAGAGGAUGCUUAUGGAUACGAUCAGGGACAUUCAUUCCAACAGAAAGGUUAUGGAGGUUACGUUGAUGGUUAUGGAGACUAUGUAGAUGACCCAAAUGCAGCAUACGGAGGCCAGGGUCAGUUUGGGUACUAUGAUGACGGGGCAGGAGGUGCUGAAUAUCAAGACCUCGGAUACUAUGAGGAGGAAAGACUUUAUGAUCCAAACUCAGAAUACUACCAAACUGGUCUUUAUGAUGAAGGCAUAGGGGACUACUAUGACCCAUACUCCCCUGCCCAAGGGUACUUGAACAACCAGGAAGUGGAUUACUAUGGUUACCAGCAGGAUCAGGGUCUAGACUACUAUGCACUCAUGGGUGAGGACCAUAUGUAUGCAGGAGAGGAAGAGGGAUACUUUGAUCCUCAGGUUCAAGCUUACUAUGACGCAAAUGGCCAGGGUCUUUACUAUAAUGAUCAAGCAGGUUAUUAUGAAGGAGGACAGGCAGGUUAUUACGAGAACCCUUACGCAGCAGCUGUUGGAAUGCAAGGUGGAUUUCCACCAGACUAUCAACUCAGCUAUAGUGAUGCUGGUAUGCCUUACCAAGAUUUCAGCUCCCAACAGGCUGUUGGAAUCCCACAAGGCCAACAAGUCUUUGGAUAUGGGGGUCAAGGGAUUGACCAGGUACAGGGCAUGUAUGGAGAUCAGAUUGCAGAGCAGUUGGAUCAAUAUGGGGAUGAUACAGGUGGAGUUCAAGGAGGGGAGAUGACAUUUAGAGUGCCUAGACCUCAAGUGCGUCUAUUUGGGAAAGAGCGUCUAGAUGUCCCCCUGCAUCCUCCGCCAACUUUGCCACCUGAUCCGGAAUUUGAAAGCAUGUCUGAAAUCCAGUAUGAAGACCAGGUUCUUCUUGCUCCAGGUCAACCUGGGGACACAAUGUCAUUACAUCAACAAAUGGGAAUGUCACCACAACAACAAAUGAUGUUUCCUCAAGAACAAAUGAUGAUGUCUUCUCAACAGCAAGUCAUGAUGGCCCCUCAUGAGCAAAUGAUGAUGCCUCCACUGGUCAUGUCACCACAGCAACAGAUGAUGUCACCACAGCAACAGAUGAUGUCACCACAGCAACAGAUGAUGUCACCGCAGCAACAGAUGAUGUUACACCCAGAACAGAGUAUGUCCCCCCAAAUGAUGCCACUCCAGACUCAGUCCCCACAACAACAAAUGAUGCUACCACAGCAACAGAUGAUGCCCCAGCCUAUGAUGUCGCCACAGCAACAGAUGAUGCCCCAGCCCAUGAUGUCACCACAGCAACAGAUGAUGCCCCAGCCCAUGAUGUCACCACAGCAACAGAUGAUGCCCCAGCAAAUGAUGUCACCACAAGAGCAGAUGAUGAUGGCACAGCUACAGCCAGCAUCAUCACAAAUGAUGUCACCACAGGUAAUUCUAGCUCUGUGGUGUCAUUGAACUUGCAUGACCUACAUGUCUCUGUAGAGGUAGUUGGUCAUGGAAGGACAGCUCUACUAACUUUCAGUCUCACUGAAAGAUAGUCGAGCUAACUGUACUAGUACAGAGUUACUAACUGCACUAACUGUCCACAAUCAACACAUUACUAUCUUCAGUCAAAGUAAAUAAGACCAGGUUGAUCUUUUAUACUCGUAUACUUGUAUUCAUGUCUUUUUGGGCAGAACUUUCCCAGGUCUAAGAUCGAGAUUUCCCAGGUUUAAGGUUUAUCAAAGAUCAACUCUAAAAGCCUUACUUUUUUUGAUUAGUUUUUACAAGUGUUCUGCAGACUCCAGUGGAGUCUGGAAUUAAUUUGGAGUACACAAGGAUUCAAAACUAGAAAUGUAUUCAUAUAGAGUUACAUUUGGGCAACAGAAAUGUAGGCUAUGUGUAUGGCUAUGGUCAUAGGGAUGGUGACCACAACAAAAAAAGGCACAUUAUAUUUAUUGUUGAUAGCACAUACAACACCUUAAUGGAUCAAAGGGCCAAUGGUGGCGGACGGCUCCUCCGUCUUCGCUGCAGGACAGAGAGAUUCAGAAGAUCUUUUGUACCCACAGCCAUCAGACUUUACAACUCUUCUGUAAAUAGUAGAUAACUUUUAGAGACAUGACGAAUGAGACGACAGACAAUUAAAUUUACCUUCAGGGAUCAAUAAAGUCCUUUUUAUUAUUCUCAAUCUUAAAAUUCAGAAGUGGACAUACAGGUUUAAAGACUUAAUCUGGAGUAGGGUUAACACUUUACAUCUUAAGUCACCACUUCAACAUGAACCCAGUUUUAGCAGUGUUUCUCAUCUCGAAUAAACCCUUAGAUAUUAACUCUCAGUUAAUCCACUUGUUUCUGUUGUUUUGUUGGCAGCAAAUGAUGACAGACCCAAUGAUGAUGACACAGCAAGAGGGUUACAGCCCAGUAUCAAUACCUACCCCAACAGCCAUGAUUAUUAAACAAGCAGGUAUGUCCCCCCUUGCUGGGCGGCGCAUGCCGCCCUCCCCAGCCCUGUCUCGCCGUUCUGUCAUGAUGGCCUCCCCACAGAUGCAGCGCCAUCCCUCUGCUGUUCCCUCCCCAUUGCCAUCUCCGAUGCUUCCUCAGAGGCGUAUCCCCUCCCCACAACCGUCCAUAAGGAGUGGGUUUGUAAAUGCUCAAAGACCCCCGUCUGUUAUGUCAAGACGGAUCUCACCUUCUCCCUCUCCCAUGGCCUCACCCCUUGCCCAUCCAAGAAUGCCGCCUCAGAGAUCACCUUCCCAACUUUCCAGAAGACCCUCACCCCCUCACUCUCCUCGUGUCUCCAUGAUUAGACGAAGUCCUCCACCCUCACCAAGAGCUUCAAUGAGACAGCGUUCUCCGCCUCCUUCACCCCGUGCAUCAAUGAUGAGGCGAAGUCCACCACCCUCACCUGUUCCAGCCCGUAGCCCACUAGGUUUAAGAAAGAUGCCAGGGCCAACCUCCCCUCCCCUCUCGCCUGGUCAUGCGUCCCCUCGUCUCUCCCCAAAGCUUAGUAGAAGACCAUCUCCCUCUCCCUCCUUAUCUCAUCGCACUGUAUCCCCUGCAGGACCUCCAUCCUCUCCCACUCUCUCUCGACGCUCAACUCGGUUGCUCAGGGACCCCACACCAUUAGCCCGGCCUAGGAUGGGGGGAAAUGUUCCUUUAGGUACUGUCAGACCCUCACCUAUGGGUUUAAGAGGGAGGCCAGUUCCCCCUCCCACCCAGAAUGUGCGCCCAUUUCGUGCCUCCUCCAUUCGAAGCAAUAGAUCUUCUGUUCUCACCGUGGACUCCUCCCUCCUCUCCUCCCCUUUCCACUCCCCACAUGCUGUCCACCGUGUUCCACUUGGUAGGAGGGAAUCUGGCCGGUUUCCUCCUCGCCCCAUGGCCCGGGGUCGGCCUUUAAUGGCACGGCAGUCUAUUAGAAGGAUGCCUCCCGCUUCUCCACAGCCCUCCCUAAAACACAUGUCACAUCCUGCAUCCCCACACUUUUCCCCUCGACUUUCUCGUCAGUCUUCCCCUCUUCUGUCACCUCGAGUUGCCCAUUCACCCACCUAUGCACCAGAGACAUUUGCAGAUCCUUACACAAACCAGCCUCAGCAGUUUAUGCCCCCCUCCUCUCCCAUGUUAUCUGGUGCUUUGCAGAACCAGGUUAUUCGACAGGCCUCCUUCACUUCCCCUCUUGGCCCACAGCCAGCUCAGGUGGUUGGAAUGGGUGAGAUGGGUGGAGAAUACGGAGUGCCGUAUGCACCCUCAUCACCAUUGCUUUCUGGUGCAAUGCAAAACCAGGCAAUUAGAGAUGCGUCAUAUGUUUCCCCUUUGCAAAGACCAGUGUCUCCUUAUGAGCAGCCCAUGGUAUCUCCCAUGCUGUCUGAAGCUCUGCAAAAUCAAGCAAUACAAGGUGCAUCUUAUGUUUCUUCACUGCAAAGACCAAUGUCCCCCUAUGAACAGCCAGUACCCCCUUCCUCCCCAAUGCUGUCUGGAGCUCUGCAAAACCAGGCAGUUAGAGAAGCCUCCUACGUGUCUCCUUUUCAAAGUCCUCAGUCCCCAUAUGCCGCAUCUGUGCCCUCAACGCCAAUGCUUCCCAGAGCCAUGAGACACGGCCAGGCCUUGAGAGGUGUUGCUUCUUAUCAGACUCCAACACUCCGUUCACCAUAUGGACCAACUGUUGUUACACCAUAUGAUUAUAUUUCUGAGCCUGGGCCAGCCCCACUGCUUCACGAUGCUCUACAGAACCGAGCUGGACUGCACAAUGUCUCACAUUUAAGAUCCCCUUUGAUGGGACGUCAUAAUCCCUAUGCGCCGGCUGGGCCUCAGCUUCACCAUGCUCUUCAGCAGAACCCAAGUCUCCGCCAAGCAUCUUAUCAGACACCUAUGCAGCUCAGACGGUCCCCAUAUGGACCUGUGCCACCCUCUUCACCAAUGUUGGGAAGUGCCCUGCAAAAUCCACAGUUGAUGCAAGCAUCAUACCGGCUGCCGGAUGGAACCUUGGUGUCACCAUAUGCACAAACGCCUUCUUCCCCAUUGCUCGGCCAUGCGUUGCAAAACCAACAAGUCCGUGGGGCCUCUUACACUUUGCCUGAUGGAUCGGUUAUCAGAGUAGGUACAAAAUCAUCAUUUCAAGAGAACUGUUUAAGCUGACAUACCUGUUCAUCAUGUAGAACUGUUGUUUCUACACAGGACCCCCGUGUGCCCCAGAAACCCAUGUCUCCUAACCUCUCCAAAGCUCUACAGAACCAGGAUCUCAGGAGUGCCACAUACACCCUCCCUGACGGCACCAUUGUAGACCCAAGACAACAAGUAACCAAAGAACGAUCUUUCACUUGAAUUGACCCAAUUUUCCCCUCCGCUGUUGUCUUUUACUGUAUCUUAGCUGAUGAGUUUUUCCCCUCUACUGUCUCUGUUUCUUAAGCAACCCAUUUCUCCAAACCUGGCCAAGGCUCUCAACAAUCCCGCCCUACGCGAAGCCUCCUAUUCUCUGCCUGAUGGGACCAUCGUGAUUGACUCCAAGAAACCAAAGUCCCCAAACCUUUCAGCAGCACUUCAGAACCCUUACCUGAAGAGUGCAUCUUACACACUUCCAGAUGGUACUAUCAUCAUCGAUCCCCGGAAACCUGUCUCUCCUAACCUGUCCAGCGCCCUCCAAAACUCUGCUCUGCGUAACGCCUCCUUUAUGCUACCAGAGGGGGUUCAAGAUCCCAAUACACCAAUUUCGCCUAACCUGGCUAAGGUGAGCUGUUAACGCUGAACUCUUAAACCAACAGAUCUGAUUUUCUCGUUCACCCUUCAGGCUUUUGUGGCGACAUUGUUUUGCAUGUUAGCCACAUUCAGUCUAAAUUCUAACAGGCUACUCAGCGCUUUCAAUGCUUGUGCCAUAAGUCAGUCACAGUGAAUUGGACAGCAUUGACAUAUAUUUAGUUUGUAGUGAUUGAAAAAGGGCUUGGACUUGAUUAAAAAAUUUAAUCAAAUAAAUCAGAGGCUUUGUAAUUAAUCAAUCGCAAUUAAUCACAUAUAAAUAUUUGACCUGAGAACAGUGAGAAUAUUUUUUUUUUUAAAUGGUAUACUAGUGAAUCAAUGAGUAGUGAGCUGAAUGAAUACAUGUAUGUUGUAUUAAGAACCCUUGCAUCCCUAUUCCUGUUAUUAUUGAACUGCACUAAUUGAAUUUUAAGGCUUACCUGAACUUUAACCACCUGCUGUUUAUCUUAGGCUCUCAGCAACCCUGCCUUGAGAGGCGCCUCGUACACCCUUCCAGAUGGAACUAUAAUAGUAGACCCAAGGAAGCCAAAAAGCCCCACACUGACCGCUGCCCUGCAGAAUCCCUAUCUAAAGGGGGUUUCCUACACACUACCAGAUGGAACCAUCAUCAUCGACCCUCGAAAACCGACUGCCCCUGACCUGUCUAAGGUAUGCGCCUUUAAAUCUACCUCAAUUUAUGAUUGUUGCAUUACAGUACCACCUCAGUAUAGCAUCACGCACAUCAAAUUAUAGAUUGUUGUGGUAGAUUUAUAACCUCCUGGUGUCUUUUUCUGCAGGCUCUUGCAAAUGAGAACCUUCGUAAUGCAUCAUACCAGCUCCCCGAUGGUUCCCUGGUUAUCCCCGGUCAGAAGCCAACCAGUCCUAACCUGGCUGCCGCCUUGAGGCAAAACCAGGCGAUGCGGUCUGCAGGCCUCUUUAAUCUGUCACAGAACUCAGUGCUGUCUGGUGCCCCCAAACCCUCGCCUCCUAACAUUACCCGUGCGCUGAAGAAUGAGGACCUCCAGGGUGCCCAUUUCAGGUAGGAAAGUGCUCUAUUAAUGGAAAGUAGGCCAGGGGAUGACCUUAAAGGCUUGUGCAGGUGUGGCACAAGAUUACCUCUCGAGAAAUCAAGCUGCAAGCCAGGCAUUAACUUUUUACCAAGGGGGAAUGAAACAAAGUCCUGUCUGAGCAGAAAGUUCCAUUAACUACCGGAGCUGGAGUCUUUGCUUUGGAAAAACUGACCGAGAGCUGAAAGUCUACUUUUGAAGACUAUUGAUGUUUCUAUCCUCCCUGAAAACUCUGAUCUUUGGAUGUAUUGAAUAAUUAUAAGACAUCCAUCUGAGGAAUUGGAGAAUAACAUUUCUAGUGCUGCAUGUUUCAUUGUUAGAUUGGAUUUAAUGUGAAUAAUUUUGGCCCACACUGUCUUUCCUCAUCUCAGUAUAGGACUUUUAAAAUUAAACCUGCACAGACACCAAAAUUCAAUUUUAGUCUGCCAACCAGCUGCUGAAUCUGAAGCAUUAAAGACAAUGUGAUUUGUCUGUCAGUGUUAUACAAACCUGUACUACAUGCCUCUAAUUGUGCUCUUUUUGCUGUUUCACAGGCUUCCUGAUGGUUCUCUCCUCAUGCGCAGUUUCAACAACCCCAGCCUGUCUGAUGCCAUCCAAAACCAGCAUCUUCGCUAUGCCUCCUACAGGGUGCCAAUGGGCCUGCAGGGUGAGGAUAAUCGCUACGCUGUGGUUCCGCCCUACGGGCCGCGCUCAGGACACUGGGCCAGGAAUGCCCGAGGUGGGGGAGAGGGAGGGGAAGAUGUUUGGGCGGCGGAGAGGGUUUUACCGCACGGGACGAUUCAGAACCUGUCAAAGUGGUCGAUGUACAGAGAGGACGGGGUGCUAGAGGGAUAUUCACCUACACUUCGAGGUGUGGAUGGACAGUUUCAGGAUGUGGACUGGACUCCAGAGAGGGAGAGAGUGCCCGGUCAAAGCUGGUAUGAUAAGGUAGAAACAUCCAUGUGUUUUUCAGAUGUUUUUGAAAAGAUCGCCACAAUAGAAACGAACAACAUAGAAGCUCCACUGCUCACAAAAUCAGUUUCCAGUACAUUGUGUUUCUGCAUGUUUUAAUCAGCUGUGGGUCAAGUUAUGACGAGCCCUGACAUUGUUGCGUGACACUGUUGGACUAAUUACAAGCCGUUAUUUGUCUUUGUGUGUUUGUGUGUGUUCAGAUCUACUCUAUCCUUAGCAUGCCCACAGCAGGCCACAGGGUGAAGAACUGGGCAGAGGGGAUGGAGGACAUGACACAGCUGCCGUAAGCACGAUCCAGAUUAACAAACAGCCCGACAGCUCGUUCACUCAUGCACACUCGGAUAAACAUUUUGUCGAGCUGGAUAUCAAUUUGAUUGAAAAAGAUUUUACAUUGUUUGUGUCUGGUUGAAUUUUCCAUCGUAUCUUUCUGCCUUCGAGAAAUCUGCUCCGAUUUGACACCAAAUAUUUUCACAUCCAGAAUGAAAUGUCACUGAGAAGUAAUUAAAAUUAGACGCCAUGUUAAAGUGACAAUAUGCGCUCUGUACAUUAAUCUCCUGUGUUUAAUUUCAGUGAGCUGAAUGAGACCACAGUUCUGAUGAACCUGAAGAAGCGCUAUGAUCAGGAACUUGUAUAUGUAUGACUCAUUUCAAAUAUGUAAAUUCAAUAACUCAUAUCUUCAAAUGUCACGGUCGCUCCCCGCUCAUCUUCUACUUAUCUUUGUUUUGGUUCCUCUCCUCAGACCUACAUCGGCAGCAUCCUGGUGUCUGUCAAUCCGUACAAGCUGCUGAACAUUUACGGCACAGACAUGGUGCUUCAGUACGGGGGCCACGGCCUGGGCGACAACCCUCCGUAAGACCCACGAGCGUGUGUGUGUGUCUGUGUGUGUGUCUGUGUGUGUGUUAAUGUUUUAACUCCACAUUAAGUGCAUGAGCUACGAACCACCAGCUGGCUUUUUAGUCUUUUAGUUCGUCCACGUGUUGGAAAGCAGGACAUCUCCAUUUUCUUGAAUAUGUUCUGACGCUGAUGGAAAGUUGAGCAAUUAUUCAAAGAAAAAAUCAGUUUCUUUUAACUCAGAAAACGCAGGUUUUAAAUAACUUGAAUUAUGAAGAACAGAGUCCAUCAGAGUUGGAACAGUGUGGACGAUGCUGAAGAAAACCAGAAUAUGAUGAUUAAAGCCUGUGUUUGAUAAGAAAUGGUGUCAAGACAACAAAUCAAAGGUUGAAACUGAAAAAAGUUCUUGUUUCUGAUUUCAAAUUUGAUGCCAGAAACAACUUUCCAAACAGUUAGGUCAGGAACGUGUUACAGGAACAUCUCCCUGCAGCAGUUUAGUAACAGUACUGGGCUUUAAAAGGACUCUGGAGAGGCUGAGGCUCGCAGAACUUAAGGUUGGAAGAGAUUCACUUUUUUGUGAGGGACUGAGAAUAUUCCUGAGCACUAGAUUUGUGGAUUUCAUCAUCUACAGGAUUUAAUAUCAUAAAAAAAUUCAAAUAGUCUGGAGAAAUCUUGAUCUGAUUUAGACUUUUACAUCUGUAGAAAGUUUCAUGACCUGAAAGUGAACCUUUGGCUGGACUCCAGAAUUAUUUCGAACUCAUCCAACACUUUUUUUAGGAAGGCAAACUCAUGCAGAGAUUUCCUCAGCGCUGCAGGAGGCAGGAGUGCCGAUGUGUUCUGAAAUGUCCGUCAGAAUGUUCUGUGUCCAAAACAACCUGAGGAGAAAAGGACACGUAUCAGACACACAGCUGGGGGCCGCCGCCGCCACCGCCCACAAAACCUUCUACAGACGAAGAAGUCUAAGUCAGAUCAAACUGUCGUUAUCCAUUUAUCCCAUUUUCAUUUUAGCUGAAAAAAACUGAAAACACCUGUCUUUAAACCGUUUCAAUAAAAUAAAGGCUUUAAAUGAGUCACAAACCACCGAAUUCUGUUUUACCAACAACAGGGUCUGGUAACUAGUGGGAUUAGAGUAGUAAAGUACAUCCGUUUUUACUAUUUUCAUUGAACACUUAGUGAAAUGAAAUCAUCGUAUAACCAUUUACUUCUUCCUCUUUUUGUCAGGAAGUAUUUGGCUGUACCCCGUUGUACACCCUUUCUUUGAGCGAACGAUUUUUUUGUUGUUUUUCUUCAUUUCUCUUCGUUUUGGACCGUGUACCUGACGGAGUAAACUCUUUAACCUUUAACUGUAACAGCUACUCUGUGGUUCUGUCGGACUACAUCUGUCACAUCCUGUGCUGUUAGAUACAGUUUAGUCUGAAAAAAGGUGUAAAUGUCAGCACUCUCAGGUGUUCCUGAGAGGCUCCUGUUACUCUGCUGUUGGUUGGUUGCCAAGGGAGAGUUUGGUUAUGGAUUUCACCACCGCUUUACACUCACAGUGACUCACACACGCACGCACGCUCACACGCACACACACAACAGAUGAGCCGUUCAGUGUGAUCAUAAAACGUCUUUCUUUUUGUUGCAGUCACCUUUUUGCCAUUGCUAAUCUCUCAUACACUACCAUGAUGGAUGCCAAAAAGGAUCAGUGUAUUGUAAUCAGGUAUGGAGGAUACUGUUACAGUCUUUUUACUUCACUGCAGCGUCCUGAAUUUAAAGUUUGUUAAUUAGCAACACCGCUUUAAUUAGUUUGAAUACACCGAAACACACCUUUCAUUUAUUUAUCUGUUUAUUUUCUAUCUGUACUAAAUUAAAAUCUAAUUCAAAAUAAAAAUAUGAGUAAGUGCCCAAGUACAGAGGAGGAUUAGGGCCACUGAAAAAAAGAAAAGCUCCUCAGAAAAAAAAUAUGAGGAAAAAAACCCCCAAAAAAGCCUUUUUUUAAAAAAUGUUUUCCUUCUUUGUCUUUUUUCUUUAUUUUUCUAUUUUUUCUCAGAAUAAUAAUAAAAAAUAUAUAUUGGAAUUUUUAUUUUUCAUCCAGUGGCCCUAAUCCUCUUCUGUACAUAAGACAAACUUUUAUGUUUGUUUGUUUCCACAGUGGAGAAAGUGGGUCCGGAAAGACAGAGGCGACAAAGCUGAUCCUGCGUUACCUGACAGCCAUACAUCACAAGAGUAACAUCACACAGCAGGUAGAGCUGCUGUAAAUACACAUUUACACAAACAUGUUCUGCUUCAGUCAUUAAAGACAAUGCUGUAAUUUCUUUCCUUUAUUCAUCCCCUUUUCCCCGCCAUCUUUUCCACCAGAUAGAGGUAAGUCGCUGCUGCUGCUGCUUCGUCAUCAUAUUUUAAUUGGAGAACCACUUGUUGAAGGUUACCAUGGUAACAUUUCUGCCCUUGGUUAGAUCUUAGAGGCCACGCCCCUGCUGGAAUCCUUUGGAAAUGCCAAAACAGUGCGCAACGACAACUCUUCCCGUUUUGGCAAAUAUACUCAGAUCUUCAUGGAGAGGUGAGUAAACGCAGCUAACACACGUACCUACUUUUCUGUUUUAGAAAACCGUAUUUUAUAACUGUGGUAAUAUAGUCUGUUAACAUAAAUAAUUUUCCAUACUUUAUUUUUCAUUUACCAUACGUUUUAAGACCUGGAAACUGAUCAAAUUAUUUUCAUAGGAACCCUGUCAGUAACAGGAACUCAGUUUAUCAGAUAGGCUGAAAGUCAUAUUGGUGACUUUUAUGAUAUACAAAGGCAGAAAAAACAGCAUUGAUUGUUUUUAACUUAAAAAUUUUUCAACUUUGAUUAGUUACAGAAAACGACAAAAGUCAGCAGGGUGAGAUUUUUUUUUCUCUGAAGACACUGCUGAAGCAAACUGAGGACAUGAUAAUGGGAUUUUAUCCAGUUGAAUCAAAAACGAAUAAAGAAAAAUAGGCAAAGACAGUUUUGUCCACAGGAGGCGCCAAACGCACACAAACUGAAACGUCUUCACAGGAUCUUUGAGCUCUUUGCUACAGAGUCUGGGAGGUGACAUUUACUUUUUUUUUGUAAUUCGCACGUCCGAUUUAGUAUCUUGCACUUGCAUUAUAAUAUAUCGUACAUGCGUUUUAAUGCUUAUCUUGCAUGCGUUUUUGAAAAUAAUCCUCUGUGUGCCUCGUUUGUGAGAGAAGAAGGACAGCGUCAUGGACAGAGAGCUUAUUAUCUACAUUUUCUGUCAUUUAGGUAUGACUCACAAAGAGAAUCUUUAUAGCUCAGCUACAUUUGGAGACACCUCAUCAGGAUCCUUAAAGCACAGCGGCUUUGCCGUCGGAGAUAUUCUAAUUUGCAGGAAGUGAUUUUGUUUAUUAACAAACAGUUAAAUCGCCCCUGCGAUAUAAUAAAACACUUAAAAAAAAAGUUAAUGUCACCUCCUGGACUCUGUACUUUACCUUGAUUGGAGGAAUUAGAAAUGGUGUUAUCCUGAUACUUUGUCAUGUUGCUGCUGUACCACAGAGAUUCAGGCUCAGUUCUGUCAGGCCUGGUUUCACUGUUUGUGAGUUUCUGCUUUUCAUGGCACCAUUUUUUCCACCUAGAUCACAAUGUGAUUUUGCUCCGUGUCAAACAUUUGACUCAUUGGGACUCACUGACUUCUCUAAAAAUAGACUUUUUAAACAUUUUGUAAACGAAGAAAUGAGCAUGUUGAGUUUUUUUUAACCUCAUGAUACCGAGCUUGUCUUGACUGUUGCUAUGGGUUACUGCAUGUCAUGGGUGCAGACUGGUUGCGUUUUCUUUAGGAUGAACAUGAGCCCUUGUAAAGCAGAGAAGCAGCUUGUACAAGCUUGACUCUGAAAAGGGCUUCUUGUCAAACAUGUGCAGAGGUGCAAACACACACACACACACACACUCACAGAAGCUAACACACACACACACACACACACACACAAAGAUGAUGGGCUUAGUAUAGGAGAUGCUCGCAUGUCCCAGUAACACAGAUGGAUGAGCAGUUGAUCUUCCGCUAGAGCUGUGACAGAGAAGAUCACAGGACAUUACACAUGCAUGACCUGUUACUUAACUCGGACUUACUCACUCAGUGUGCAUUCAUGAGUGUUCCUGUCUGUCUCUCUGUCUGUCUUUAUACAAGGGGUGUUAUUAGUGGUGCCAUAACGUCUCAGUACCUUCUGGAGAAGUCUCGCAUUGUCUUUCAGGUGAACAUCACGCACACACACACACAUAAACACACACACGUAAACACACUUCAGGUCAGGCGGAGUCUCUUUACCGCUGAGUCAUGGUGAGAAACUGGAGAUCACAGGGUCAGAGUGCAUAAGAGGUGUCAAACAUGUUGACCUGAAUCGUUAUACAGUCCAUCUGUUCAUCGUUCAUUCAUUCAUUCAUACAGUCAAAAUGUGUCUCUUCUCAACAUGUUUGUGUGUUUGCAUCCACAGGCCAAAUCAGAGAGGAACUACCACAUCUUCUAUGAGAUGCUGGCAGGUCUUCCUCCUCAUGAGAAGAGCUCGCUGUAUCUGCAGGAGGCUGAGACUUACUACUAUCUGAAUCAGGUGCUGAGAGAACAGAAAUGAAACAACACUCCCCCUUCCUCCUCACACCUCGGACACAAAGCAGAGAUAGGGAGUGGUCACUGUAAUCCAUUCUAGAGUCACAUUAACAAAUUACACGUCCAUUUUGGGGAAAUGUGACAUUUAUUGUUCAAGGUGAUUAAUGACACAAACUGAAGACUCGAUGCAGCACCCAAGUCCAGAGUGAGGGACCUUUGCAGUCCAGAUUCUCUGUUCCUCAACAUGAAGUGAUGAAUGUAGUUUGUUGGUGUAUAACUUUUGGCUUCACUGAUCGAUGAUAUAACUCGGACAUUGCUCUUCUGCUGUAGGUGCAAAUAAUUCUGUGUGUGACCCUCCAAACAAAGCACUAGGGCUGGGCGAUAUGGCCUCAAAUCAAUAUCAUGAUAUAUUGAGCAGUUCAGUUCCUGAAAAAUGAUGAUACACUGAGGAAAACCUCGCCCAACCCAGAGCUGAUUAAAGACUCUUAAACUCGGUGUAAGUGGAGCGGAGUUUCUGGUAUAGACUGUAUAUAGAAGAGACGCCGUCUGCCUCCUCGCUGGGUGAAGCCACUGUGAGAACAGCACCCUCUGGUGACAGGCUGCAGUAUAGGUCAUAAAUCCCGCCUCCUCCAGCAAUCCCUAUGGAGCUGUGGACAAACUUUAUAAAUCAGUGACACACAAUAUAAAUGUUUCUCCCCCCUGGUUGCGAUGUUGACAUGUAGUUACUGUCAGACUGGUUUGUGCUCAAUUCCUAUUUUUUCUGUACAGCUCCAUUUUUAAAAGUUAUUCCGGGGUUCAUGUUUUCUAUGAUUGACACCUGAUACAGCCUAUGGAGAGUCAGUCAGUGUGUUUACAUCGGACUUCUCUCCUCGUCCUCGUUUACAUGCAGCUGAGGAAAUCAAAUUAUUGACGUGAACGUGUCCUCCUCCCCAAAACUAGGGGGCGAUAUGGGUCUUUUCAGCGUCUCUGUUUCUGACCCCAUACAACCGUCAACAACAACAGCAGGUCGGUGUCAGACGUCAAAAGUGUCUACAACUGCUGCUGGGCAUUUUGGAGAAACAAGAAGAUGGAGCAUCGUACAGCGUUGUUUUUGUCCGACAUGAUGGACGCGCUACUUUUUCUAAAGAGGAGACCAACGCUACUCCUCUACUCUGGUGUUUUUGUUCUCGAGUUACGGGGGCGUGGUCCGAUCAAGCUCAGACGACGCUGGUUACAUGGUAGAAAAAAUCGAAUUCCAAUCGCAUAAUCUGGGUGUCUUAAUCGGAGAUCUCGAACUCUGAUUAUAGUCUGACUAAGGUGUUUACAUGACCUUCAGUUGUCCGGUCUUAAUCGGAAUAAGGCGAUAAUUCGGUUUUCUUGAGUGUCAUGGAAACAUACUGACUGUUUGAGUCGAGCGUCAUCGCAGGGACUCUCCGUACAACGCUACUGCGCAAGUGGAGAUCACCCGGAAAUACCGAGAGAAAUUCGGCUACAAAUUCGUAUAAUGACGGAAGGCGGAGCCAAGUUGUCCGUAGUAUUUACAGUCCAUGGUUUGCGGUUACUCCUGCUAACACUUGUAACUUUACUUUGAAACACCGCCGUAACACCAGGCUGUAAAAACCGUCUUUCACCGCCCUCUCUGGUUAAAAGUGUGAGCAGAAGUGAGCAUUGGUAAACCCUCUCAGCGCAUGAUAGAUACGUCAACAUGGAGAUCCCUGAUUGAACCAUGUGUUGUUUAUAACUGUGUUUGUACAUGAGUGCAGGGAGGGGACUGUACCAUAGAAGGCAAGGAUGAUGGGGAGGACUUCAGACGUCUACUGAGUGCCAUGGACGCCUUGUGUUUUACUCCAGAGGAGCUGAACGGUAUCUACAGGCUGCUGUCUUCUGUCCUCCAUCUGGGAAACGUCUUCUUCCAGCCACACCAGGUCACACACACACACACACACACUCACAGAGUAAUAGGCUGCAUAAAUGCAUUUAGUUUCACGGCUGAAUGGUAAUGAUGAAGCUGAUAGAUGAUGGUAAUAAUGAGUGUGCGUGCCUCCGUGUUUGCAUGCGUACGUCCCCUGCAGGCUGAGGGUCAGGAGGUCGCGUCUGUGGUGAGCGCUCAGGAGCUCCGAGUGGUCGCAGAGCUGCUGCAGGUCUCACCUGAUGGCCUGCAGAAGUCUGUCACCUUCAAAAUGACUGUGAGAGAAACACACCUCUUCAUAAACACACUCACGCACACACACACACUAAUGAAGACAGUCAUGAUAUCAUAUCAAUUAAGAGAUGAUAUCAGAUGACAGAUGUGUCCACACCCCGCAGGAGGCAGGAAGAGAGAAGAUCCUCACCCCGCUCACAGUGGAGAGUGCUGUGGAUGCCAGGUGAGUCAGUGAGUCAAAGUCUGAAUAUAGUAUCUGCUGAAUUAAAUACUACGUGCCCACUUCUGCCUGGAAUAACCUGAAAUAAAAGCCUUUUCCAGGCUUUUUUUUUUUUAUGUCCUGGUUUUUUUCUUAAGUCGUAGCAGGAGGCGACUGAGAGGGGGUGAGCAGCCUUUGAUAUUCUUUCCCAAUCUUUAGCGGAGCCAUGUGAGGACAAAAGAUGUCAGGGCUUGGGGAGAGAUUUUUCAGAUGUCCUCUGUUUCCAUAGGAACCGGUUUUUCUGUUUCCAUAGAAACCUUAUUGUGUGUGUUUUCAUAGAGAUGCCGUUGCCAAGAUCCUGUACUCGCUGCUGUUUAGUUGGCUGACAGAGCGCAUCAACGGUCGGGUCUACCCUCGCAACGAAGCCCUCUCCAUCUCCAUAUUGGAUAUUUAUGGAUUUGAGGUCAAGUGAAAGAAUGAUUUCUCUGUGAGGUUUCAGCGUGAUGCAUCUGAGCUGACCCUCCAUCACUAACUCCCACACUCACUCCCCAAUGUCUCCUCCUCCUUUUAACCCUCCAGGAGCUCCAGGUGAACAGCUUUGAGCAGCUGUGCAUCAACUACGCCAAUGAAACGCUGCAGUUCUACUUUAACAGGGUCAUCUUCCAGGAGGAGCAGGUCAGGGCAGCUACGAGCUCAUGUUUCCUCUUCUUCCAUAUAUGGACUUAUGUGUGCAGCGCUCUAAAAUGUGUCCUAGUUCACAUCGUGUGUCGUAAUGAUGCUGCGUUUCAGUUACCUCGGAAGUCGGAGCGCGAGUUGAUGGCGCUCCAGUUAACAAGUCGAAAAACAUAGAUGGACGUCGCUGACUGUUAGCCGUUGUUUUCAAUUGUCAGUUGUUGUUAGUUGUUGUUAGCAAUACUAGCUGUAAACAAAACGUGUAACACAGUAUAUUACUCUACAAACAUCAUAGCACCGUGUUCACAGUUGUCGUCAAGUCGGGUUGGCGAGGAUUGUCAGACUUUCCGAUUCGAAAAUACGGCUUCAGGGGUGCAUUCCAGAUGAAUUUCCGACUCGGAGCUCGAUAUUCCGACUUCCAAGUACAACUAGGACACAAUAUAACUGUGUAAUCGUGUGUAGGGCUGCACGAUUAAUCAAUUUUAAAUCCUGAUCAGAUUCUUUGAUCAUUAUGAUGUUAAAAAAAUUUAAAUCCUCAAAUUGAUUUUCCUCUCUAUCAUGUCUCACGCCUCCAGGCCACCGUAGGCUCCUCCCCCCUCCUGUGGGAGCGCUCCCCAGUUCCCACACACCCAGUGUGAACAAACAUGGCGUUUGCUAAAGAAGGCGAUAAUUUCGUGGUUAAAUAGGACAAGAGCGAGUCAGUCGUGUUGAAUUGGUACGACUUCACAGUUUCAGAUGAAGAGUAAACCACUCCCCGCUGCAAAGUCUGUCUGAAGGCGGUAUCAACCCGUCACCAUGGAAACAAAUUCAGGAGGAAACACUAAAGGUUUUUGUCGUAUCGGCGUGUCAUCCACACAGAAACGGCGUUUCAGGUGACUGUAAACGGUACUUUUUGAAAACGGGUCAGAGAGUGAAUAAAUCUGUAAACGACGACCAUUUCAUCUCCGUGUGGAUGUCUAUCUGCAUCUCUGGAAACGAUCAUGUGACACACAGAGGAACUCUUUUAAGGCGCUAAAACAACCUUUAUACACAUGCUCUGUACUCUUCUUCUGUCUUUUGUGCAUUCACUGUGCAGCGUUACAGCGCCACUCACUGGCUUGGCAUAUCCACAACAUCGUUUUCAGUGGUUUGGUUUUGAGAGACGAUAGAAAAACUUUUUAUUAUUAAAGUUCGGUGAAGUUGUCACAGAACAUAAAAUCGAAAAUUAAGUUUUUUUAGGGAAAAAAAUCGUGAUUUUAUUUUUGGCCAAAUAAAAUCAAAUUGAAUUGGUGAAGGGUUUAUUUGAUAGAAGUGUAAUCCGCAAAAACAAGCAAAUUAAUGUUUAUAAUGUGAUAACUGAAAUGUUCGGAUGUCUCGUGUCUUCUGAGAAUAAUGUAAAUGUAAAGUUUAUCUGUGGUUUACAAGAGACGGUCAACACAACAAGCCUACGCCAAAAAAACAGAGGCAACAUAAAAAGAGGCCAGAGACGACGGCUUCAAUCUGGUUCAGUAUGGGUGAAGAACAUUUAACAUGGCAGGCCUGUCAGCUCCUUAGUGCAAAAAAAACAGACAGAGAGCAGCUAAAAUCAAACUCCCCCGAUGUUAUGAAACAGGCCUGAGUCUGUCAUUGAAACACAGAAGAUUUAUCGGGUUAACGUCAGCCUUCAACAGUCAUCUGAUUUCCUCAUCACCAUCUGUCCGUAUGAAUGUGAUAAACUGAGGAGGAAAAUGAAAGUAACCGGAUUUCUUCUGGGAGAUUUCUCAGCCUCAUACACCUGAUAAACAUUUUUAAGAUCAAAAUCAUUAAAUAUUGAAGCCUGAUUUUGUUUCAGUCAUGCUUUUUCUUUCUAUAGAAGUUGUUUCCCACAAGCCACCAGAGCACUUGAAUUAAUAAUAUCCCAGUGUCACGCUGCAGCAUUAAUACUUUGUUCAAAAAUAGCUGCUAAUAAAAUUUAAUGAUUGGUUUAUAUGUUUUUGAGACGCAAAGGUGCAGAUGUAGAGAAAAAAGGGACUUUUAAUUCAGACACAGACACUCAGAAAACAGAGUCCUGUCUCUUUGUUGUCCCUCUGACUCUCCUUCUCUGUGUGUCCCUGUCUCACUUCACUUAAAUCACUGAUAGACUCAUGUUAUACCUGCUCACCUCCUUCAAAAUUCAUCUUGAUAUGAUCUGUAUUAGGGCUGUAAAGUCUUAGUCAACUGGUCGAAUGAUUGGUCGAUACGUGCUGAGUCGACCAAAAUUCUGAUUGGUCAACUCGUUUUUUUUUCCGUGUCAAUUUACAGUCUAGGGUUGAUUUGAUCAGGAGGAAUGAACCAAGUGCUGAUGGGGGUGUUUUCACAACAUUUGUUCUGGACCCCCUCGUUUUCACCAUUUUGGAUUCGCCCAACCCACUGGAGACAGGAAGAUUGAAGUAGUGAUGGGCACAGCAGUUCUUUCAGAUGUACUGAAUCACUAGAAUCAGUUCAUUAAAAAGAGUCGUUCAGAAGAUUUGUUCACCGAAUCACCAAAUCCUUCAGCGCUUGGCGGGAGGAGCCUGCGACUCCGACUUCCUGAACUGAAACACAGAUAAACGGUUCAGGAUCCAGUUCAGAUCACGGUCUCCCUGUCACUGCUUUCAAGAGCUUGCUGCAGCUGCUGAGUCUCACUCUCUUCUCAUCACUGCCAGCCGAACGUUUUAAGUUUGUUUGAUUGGGAACUAAAUCUGUUAAAACAACAGGGAACAACGGUCACCAUGAAAGUGUAUCCUUCAGACAAAAAUGAUUCCUGAGUGUGUAGUUCACUACGUGAUUCGUUCACAAAGGGAUCCAGGCGUCGGCGUGUGCGGUCCCUCGCUCGCCGUCUGCUCACCCGGCAAUGCUGCGUGAUAUGCCAGCUGCACUGCUGAUAGCUAAAUGAACAAAUCACUUGAAGAAGCGAUUUGGUUUGUUUGAACGAAUCAUUUGCGAAUGUCACAACACUAGAUUGAAGAGCGUCCACGUGAAGCAGCGUCUGGUGGUUUGCUAAAUAUUUAUAUUUUACCUUUUGUGUUUAAUUGCCUUCUUGUGCUGAUAUCAGUACAUUUUCACCCCGCCGAGCCGCGUCGUCCCCCGCCGCAGAAGGGUUUGCCGUCAAAGUCUGAAAAAUCUGCCCCAGCUGGAGUUUAUGUCUCGUUGAAUUUGAACUUAAAAAUAAUUUUCCUGCAAAUUGAUUCUCUCGGGUUUCCAAUCUGCAAGUUCCACUUCAAGUCUAAACUUUAAAUACCUCUAAUUUCAUCAGAGUGUCUUAUUUCUUGUUUCCCCACAAGAUUGCCUGUGUUCUUUUGUGUUUUUAGUCGAGCUGAGAAAUGGCAAUUAUGUUGAGGAAAAAUAGGAAUAAUCUUGUUUGCAACCUGACUUAAAUGCAUUUCAGCAAACUUUGAGAAACCCACAAGGUCAUUAAACAUCUCACAACACAGAGGAAACACAAGCACCAGUGAAGUAGGAGAGUUUUAGAGACAGAAACUUGAUGAACUUGUGCUGUUUGUGUGUGUUUGUGUGUGUGUGUGUAGGAGGAGUACAUGCGCGAGCAGAUCCAGUGGCAGCAGCAGCCCUUCAGCCACAAUCAGGUCUGCCUUGACCUCAUCGCUGCUAAGCCUCAUGGGAUUCUGCGCAUCCUCGACGACCAGUGCGGUUUUCCUCAGGUGAGUCUCCGCGUCAAUUAAAGUGACUUGAAAUACGAUAUUUACUGUGAACUAAUGAUGACCUAGUGAUUAAUCAAAACUGAGGGUGUGAAAAUGAUCGAGACUCCUUAGAAAUAUGAAUUUAUUUAAGUUUAUCAUGAAGAAAUACAAGAACAGCUGGCAGUAACUCAGACAUUUAAUAGCUCAGUUAAAAAAAAAAAAUACCGACUCAUCUCACUUAUUGGAUUUCUCAUAAAACCUGGAGACUGAAGAGUAUCAUAGCCGGCUCUGAUCAAUACAACACGACCCUACAUGCUGACUUAAUUGCCUUCCUGCUGUUUGUUAUUAUCCUCCAGGCUCCUAAUGUAAAGAGCUGACUGAGCUCAUAUUGAGAUAAACGUAUUAUAAGGUGAAAUAUGAACAGAGUGCAACACGAGUAACAGGCUGGAGCAAUCUGCAGCGACACACACACACACACACACACACACACACACACACACACACAACACGUGUUCGUGCUGUAGAGAUUUAGUUUCCAUGGCUCACCAACCCUUAACCGUCUCUUGAUCAUCACUAGGCAACAGACCACACUUUCCUUCAGAAGUGCCACUAUCACCAUGGAAACAACCCGCUGUAUGCCAGGCCAAAGAUGCCGCUGCCAGAGUUCACGCUGAAACACUACGCAGGGAAGGUCACAUAUCAGGUAAUAAUCGUGUUUAUUGAUCCGAAACGGAGACGGUUCAAAUCUGAGGACGUGCAGCUGUACGUCGCAGUAUUUUCAAAGUUUUUUUAUUACAAUUAUCAUCAUGAGCGUUUUUGUCAACAUAAUAGCGCCUCUCAUCUGAUCGUGCAUCGACUGGGGAAACACCAAAUGAUACAUCAGAGAGCGAGGGAGGAAGUCAGCGAGCUGUUUACAUUAGCUAAUGUUACUGGUGGCUAUUUGAUCAGACUGAACAACUGUGACGACACUUCCCUGUAGAUUUUAAAAUGACUUUUACUUCCUAAUUUAAAAAACCACAGGGGGGUCCGUUCACGGUUUCAGCCCUGCCGGUGUUAUUGAUAGAAGAAUAUGAUAUCGGAGCGUGUCCCCAUAAACUGAUGAAGACAAACACAUCAGAUUCAAACACGCAUCAGUCAGACCUGAGAUCUGGUUGAAUAUGUUGAGACAGACAAGUACAAGAUGGCAAAUGUGGAUUAGAUUCCAAACACAAACCUGAUGUAGGGCACAGACGCUCACAGUGAGGCCCUGAGAGGAGCAGAACACUGAGGUAUCAGCUAAUAUGUGCAGGAUUGUGACCGAGGGCAAAGCUCUGCACACGAUGUACUUCACUAAAACAAGAUUCUCCUCCUCCUCGGUUAACAGGGAGGAUGUAUUUCCUCAGACAACAUCUGCACCUUCACUGCUCUGUGCAGACUAGGCUGCUGUUCUUUGAUAUGGAGACCAGAGCUGCCCGGCCAGGCACUGAAACUUCUGUCAUUGCUCAAAGUCUUCUCAACUUUGACCUUUGACCUGCAAGACAACAACUGUAUGGCACAGCCAGAAGCACAGCAAAUCUGAGCGGAGACAGUUUUUAUCAGAAACUUGUAAUUAGUUUCUCACAGUUCCCUUUAAACACAUAAAAAAACAAACAAAGAAAAAAAACAAGCAAGAGAAAAAAGAGCUUCCAGAUGUAGAUGGACGUUAGGAGCAAACACACCUGUAGCUUCUUGUUCUGGUUUCAGUGACAUCUACUGUGAAAUGGUCUGUGGCCUGUGCAGGUAGCAUGAGGAGAGAGUGGGAUCGCCUGUUUAGACAAGUGAUGCUGAAGAGUAUGAAACCCAGAGCUUUGAGGUCACAAUGUUAAAAUGUAACAGUAUUAAAAUGUUACAGUAUUAUAGUGUUACAGUGUGACAGUACCACAACGUUACACUGUUACAAUGUUACAGUGUCACAAUCUAACAAUGUUACAAUGUUAAAAUGUAACAAUUUACAACGUAACAGUGUUACAAUGUUACAACAUAUUAAUGUUACAAUGUAACAAUGUUACACUGUUACAGUGUUACAAUAUUACAGCACCACAACGUUACAGUGUUAAAUGUCACAAUGUCACUCAGCAGACUCUUUCUUCUAAAGCCAGACCGUCACAAUCAAAGAUCUUGUCUAGUGGACAACAGGCUUCUUUUGUUUCACACAGUUGGAUCUAAAAUCAGGAUAUCCUGCUUUGUUUUUCUUACCUUUGUCUAUUUUACGGUGCAGGUGCACAAAUUCUUGGAUAAGAACUUCGACAUGGUCCGUCAGGAUGUUUUGGACCUCUUCAUCCAGAGCAAGAACAGAGUAAGACAUGCAGAAACACUUUGACGAUGUUUCCUCAACAUUUACAGUAUUUUUCUGUCUUUAUACCCCAACUUACCUCACAAAGAUUAUUACUCAUUAUACUGAGUAUAAUUUAUCCUAUACUGAGUCUGUACUACAUGAUAAGACUGAAUGAUUGAGCUCCUGCUGUUUACCUCUCUGUUUAUAAUUAUUGUUUUGUUUUAGCAGCAGGUUGACUGUGAGGUUACCUGGUGUUUAAUGCAAAACUCCUGCUGUUUGAAAUGACUGUGUCUUCAGUACAGACACCCACUACAAUUAUAAAGCCAGUUACAUACAGCUGUUUACUGUGUGUGUGUUUGUGUGUGUGUUCAGAUGGUUUCCAGCCUCUUCCUGAAGCACUCAGAGUCCGUGUCUCAGCAGCGAUCGAACGUGCGGCGCAGCAGCGCAGCUCGCCGUUAUCAGGCCAACACGGUCAGCGCAAAGUUCCAGAGCAGCCUGCAGGAGCUGCUGGAGAAGAUGGAGAGGUCUGAAUGAACACGUCUCCUUCACCCUCUGAGAUUAUGAAGAGAAUUCUUAUGAGAGGAGAGUUUGGAAGUUCUGUUCAGGACUUUUUUAUUUCUCAUUUUCAUUUCUUAAAUGUUCUCUCAGCCCCCGGGAGUACAACUGAAAAGACAACCCAAUUUACUGAUAGAUCUCAAACAACCUUCCUACAAAAAUAGUUAAAUAAGGACACUUUAAAAACAAGUACCUCUAUAAGAUAAAGAAGCCCCCCUGUGUUUAGCAGCACAGUCAUUCCAGUUUUUCUUUGUUAGAGGUGCGAUCAAUGUCCGUAUGAUGCUCAGGUAUUGAUUAUACAGGUAGUUUAAAGCGCCCAUUGUGUCUUCACUGAAUGGUUUUCUGGUGGUCAUUUAUUCCCACAUUAACGGCCUCCUUUACCACCAGUCGCCUGAAUGUGUGUGUGUGAUAUCGGACUGAGGAAAGAGUGAAAAACAGAGUGACAAGAGCGUUUUUUCCCCGAACAGACGAGUUUUCCGUUAGCAUCGUUGCUCUGCUGUGAUAUUAGACUACAGAUCAGUUCAGACAACCAUAUCAGGCUUUUAUAGGAGCCAUUUAUCUCAGGAAGUGAAUUUUAUUUGUCUUGUUUUGACAUCACUCAUGUCUUUUGGAGGUGUUUCAGCUCGGACCGUUAACCGUGCUCCUCAGACUGUUACUGUAAAAGUUUGUUGAUGAGCAUUUCUGUCCCUGCAGACGUUUAAUUCACUCCGCCUUUAUCCAACCAUCCAUCCAUUUAUCCGUCUAUUUGUCGACAGGUGUAACCCUUACUUUGUGCGAUGCAUCAAGCCAAACCAUCUUAAGGUAUAUGUGCAAACUGGAUGGUGUGUGCAGGUUUGCAGUGCUGUGCUUUUGCGUUUGAAUGUUGUGUGUCAUCGUUCAGCUCAUGUGUUUCUGUGUGUAGGAGCCUGGAGUGUUUGACAUGGAGCUGGUCAACACUCAGCUGCAUUACUCCGGUAUCAUGGAGACCAUCCAUAUCAGGAGGGAGGGCUAUCCAAUCAGAAUGCACUUUCACAGCUUCCUGUUAAGGUCUGUAUACAGAGAGAGAGAGUGAGAGAGAGAGAAAGAGAGAGAGAGAGCGCUUUGCAGUAAGAAGCGCAAAAUCAUGGCUGAUGGUUUCGGCUUUCAGAGAGAUUCUCAGUGACUCAAAGCAGACAGACAGACAGACGGUUUCUUGAGUUGGAAAAUCCAGGUGUGGUCAUGUGUCAAUUUUCUAUUACUGAAAGGUUUUUUCACCAUCCUGAGUUUUCACUGUUUUAGAGAGUUAAAAAAAAAUAACGAUAUAUGGCAAACUGGCAGCUGUGACGACUAAGGUAGUUUACCACCACCAAGGUGUGACUGUGUGAGUGAAUGAAUGAAUGAUGUCUCCAAUGCAAAGCGCCUCUGAUAAAGCGCUAUAUAAAAUCUGAUGCAUUAUUAUUAUAGAUGUUAGUUUUCUGGGUUCAUUCAAGCUCAUCUGGUUUACUGAAAUCUAGGGUUGGGCGAUAUGGGGAAAAGUUUAUCAUUUUUUUUCUGUAACCCUCUCUUUUACGGUACACUUAUUACCAGGUAAUUAACAGGUAAUUACCUAGUAACAACAUGAAAUUAUCUGGUUAUUACAUGAUAACUACUAAGUCAAUACUGUCUUGCUACCAGGUAGGUAACCUUCCAUCAUCAUACAAAUUUGGAGCUGAAUCGCUCUGGUAUUUCCAGGGUUUUCUCCGCUUCCUGGAACCACCACUUGCGUAGUAGCGUUGUACUCAUUCGGUGGAAGAGUCGCUGUGAUUACGCUCGGCUCAAACAGCGUAUCGCUACGCAAUCUUCGCACACCCAUAGGCUGUAUCAAGUGUCAAUCAUAGAAAAUAAGAACCCCAAAUAGCUUUUGAAAAUGGAGCUGCACAGAAAAAAGAAAAAAAGAAAAACUAGACAGUAUUGACUUAGUAGUUAUCAUGUAAUUCCCAGAUAAUUUCAUGUUGUUACUAGUUAAUUACCUGUUAAUUACCUGGUAAUAAGUGUACCGUAAAAGAAAGGGUUACCUAUUUUUCUAUAUCAGUCGAUAUCGAUAUGAAUCACGAUAUAAAAAAAUCACUUGUCAAUCUUAAAAAAACACUAAUAUUUUUAAUGUUUUGAUGUAACAUUAAUUAAUUUUUAAUGUUCAAUGUAAUAUUUUAUUAUCGGGAUUUUUGGUUUUGCAAUUUUUAAAUUGAUUUUUAUGUUAAAAAAAAUUAUAUAUAUAUUUUUUUUUCCAAAUUUAUGAAUAAAUCUCAAAAAUUGACUUAUAUGUGAUGUGUAUUUUGGGGAGAAAUAUGGUUCCUGGAAUAGUCAGUAGACAAUCAUUCAACUGUUUCACUGUUUGUUAGAAAUGCAGACUAAAAAUCGAGAAAAUCACCGAUGUCGUAGAAUCGCAAUUUAAAUCGAAUUGGCAUCCAAAAAAUCAUAGUAUAUCAUCCCAGCCCUAAUAUUGACCAUGUUUUAUAUUGAUAUCGAUGAAAAUUAAUUUUUUGAUAUAUAUCAUUAUCGUUUAAUCGCCCAGCUCUACUGAAAUCAUAUGAAGCUCUAACUGAACCAUUGAGAAAACUAAAAUAUACCAUCCCAGCCUCCCACUCUGCUUCCUUUACCAGAAAGUAUUGCUUUCUGUUCCUCCCACCACUCCACACUUCUCCAGACUGCUUGAAUUAUUGUCUUUUUCUGGCGAGAGAACAAUUCACACACCAAUUUCUUCCUGCUGAAAAAGCCAUCUGGCACUUGUCAGCUCCUGCAGCAGAAAAGCAUCUGAAACCAAUUGAUCUCGCAGCACCUCUGACUACCGGCUGCCAAAGUGGACGGACUUACACUGUGACUGAAAAACGGUUUUAGCCUCAUUUACAGUCAGUUACGGUCGAGUCAUUCACAGCCAAUUAGGUUCACAGUACAACUGUGGAAUUCAAACAAACAUCGAAACCGGCCGACUCAGAGCAACAAUUAGCCUCACACCUCGCAGAAUCAAAGCCAAUAACAACCUGCUGCAGGACUGAUUUACCCAGAAUUGAGACACAUGUUUGAGCUCUUUGGCUCUCUCUGAAUUUCUGUCACAUUUACUCCAGAAUUCAUGAAAGUCUGUGUGGACAUGUGCAGGUAUAAGGCCUUGCUCUGCCUGAGAGAAACUCCACCUGCAGACGGAGAAAACUGCGUCAUCAUGCUGCACAAGCUCGGUCCGGUCAAGAGUGGCUCCUUUCAGAUGGGAGUCAGCAAGGUCAGUGACAGACUCGCCUUCAGAUCACGGAUUAGGAGUCAAAGAGCUUCAUGAAGUUUCUGUGUGUGUCUGUGUUAGAUUUUCCUGAAAGAGGAGAUGUAUCAGCUGUUGGAGGGAAAACGAGACCGCCUGCUGAACAUCGCCGCCAUGACGCUGCAGAGAUACACACGGAUGGUGUUUGUACGCAAGAACUUUGCCAAGUUACGGCGGCGUUUUACUUUGUUUGAGGCUCGCUGCAGAGGCUACCUCACCAGGUAAAGUUCACUUCAGCUCCAGAGUUUGGAUAUCAUUAGAGCUUAUUUGAUUUAACAGCUUAUGACUCAUUUGAAUAACGCCAAAUAAAAGAGAGCCGAAGAAGAGCAAACUCCUCCAGAAGAAAGGAGGGGAAUAAAUGAGGAGAACCGCUCAGAGCUUUGUUUAAGGACAGCGCUCUGAUCCACUUGAGUGAGGAGUUUGGCAACUGGGGCUUUAGAGAGUCUGGUUUCACUGAGCCAAAUAGGUCAGAGCCGAUCACUGACGACCUGCGUCUUCUGUUCCUGAUGUGAAGAGACAGAGCCAGGGGAUUCAGGCCGCGCUCAUCCAUCAAAGGCGAAAGCUCUCCCGCUCACUGCCUGUCAGACAAAACCUUGAGAAGUUAUGCAAAUGAGUAUUUUAUUUGAGCGCAUAAAAAGUCACUUACUUGUUUAAUAAGGACACUAAAAACGAGGGUCAAAUCAAGGUCAAACAUUUUGAAUGUGUAAUUAUAUUUCAUAGAACGUCUGUGAUGCACCGUGACGAUCUAGGCACUGAAACUAAAACGAACACUAUAAACCACAUUAACAUAAAUCUCGCCGCACUCGUCAUGCCGUCAGUCAUAAUUACACUGAUUGACGUUUUGGUUCGAUGACAAGCGUAAAUACUCGAAUAUUUCUGCAUAAUUCAUGAAGACGGUUUCUGCUUUUUGUUGCCAAAAUUGUGGAAUUUUCACAUGAAUGACUUUCUUCUCUUACUUUUAGAGUUCAAGUGUUUAAAUAUCAAUCCUCUACUGUUCCCAAACAGGAAAAAGUUUGCUCUGAGGAGGAAGUACCUCAUCAGGUUUCGCUCCGCCGUGCUGCUCAUCAUCAACCGCCAGCGCUACAUGAGGGUAUGCACGCUGUGUUUGUGUCUGCGGGAACGAUUUCCAGUCCUUGUGUGUCUGAAUGAAUAAAAAAUGAACAAAUGUGUGAAGUGUCAUACUGUCGUCUUUCUGUCAGACAGUGGUGGAGCCUGCGAGGAAGGCAGAGGAGGUGAGUGAAGUGAGCGUGUGCGAGAGCGAAGAUGAAGAGGAAGAUUAAGAGACGAAGAGCGAAACAUUCGUCUGUUUGAGUUUGUUUGUGUCUGCGCAGGAUCGCAUCAACAGAGAAGUGGUGAAUGUGACGACGCUGCCUAUCCCUGCAGAGCUGGCGGCGCUGCUACAGGCUGCAUCAGGUGUGCACUCACACACACACACACACAAACACACACACACACGCGUAUGUUCGACACUCUGAUUCAAAGUCAACAGGCAGCAAGGUCCAUCAUGUUUGCAGGCCAGUUCAGCUGUAUUUUGUAUAUGACACAUGGCCUGGUGUGUGUGUGUGUGUGUGUGUGUGUGUGUGUGUGUGUGUGUGUGUGUGUGUGUGUGUGUGUGUGUGUGUGUGUGUGUGUGUGCAGGAGGUGAGGAGCUGCAUUCGGACUGCUUGGCUGUCGUCCAGGCUCCAAAGGUUCAGGUUGACCCCCAGCUGACCCUGCCCCUGGACAUCAACAACUACCUCAUGACACACUACAUCAGGGCCAUAUUUAGGGUAAACACACACACUCACAAACAGACACACACACAGACACACACAGACAGACAAAAAAAGAAAAAGAGUGUCUGCACGCCCAGACUGUGAAUAAACGUUUGAAUAAAACAUAAACGACAUGAUUGAACUUGUUGGGCCCUGAACUGUGAGUGUUCCAUGUUCGCACACACACACACACUCACAGACAUUGUUUACAGUCAUUUAUAAGCAGUGUGUGUUUGUGUGGUUGUGUGUUUGUGUGUGUUGCAGGAGCCAUUGUUCGGGAUGCUCACCGCCCCACUGGAAAAUUCUCUCAUUCGAACCGAUGAGGAGCUGAAACAAGGAGCCCUGAACGUUUUCACCCUGGUAUGUGAGACAUUCACGUGACGCCGGUUGCAAAUCUUAUAAACGUACAUAUUAAGAUUUAAUCUCUUAUAAACUCAUGUAAACAUCUUAACUUUACAUAUCAGGGUGACCAUAUUCUGAAACCCCCAAAAGAGGACACGCCUACGUGGGGGCGGAGUCACGCAUAGUUAAUUUUGAGAGUUUUGCGGAUCGGAUCGAGUGUUUUUGACACGCUUUGAAGUCAGUAAGUCCACGCGACACAAACUCAAAACUUCCAUACAAAACCCCGGACAUUUGAAGGACAAGGCUAAAGAGGACUUUUGAUAGGGCCGGGCGAUAAACCGAAAAUUUACAGAUACCAAAAUUUACGACAAUAACCGAGGACAUUAAAUGAAUAAAGGAAAGUUGUUUUUGGAUGUGUGCAGGUAGGCUAUGGUCUCAUGUCCCUUUAAGACGCUGUCCUACGUCAGAGACGUGACUCCACCCCAUCCUGUCAAAGAGGGAAAGACAGGUGAGGAGAUGGAGGACGGUUCAAAAGUUGGAGCGGCUGAAGUAGACGAAGUUAAUGUGGGAGGGGGUGAGCAGCUUGUGGAGUAGUUAUCGUCCAUUUAUCGUUACCGAUGUGAACUGAUCAAUAUAUCGGGAUAUUGAUUUGAGGACAUAUCGCCCAGCCCUUACAUAUGGUCACCCUAAUUUAUGGCAAAGGGAAAGAAUCAAAUGUGAAUACUUGCCCUACUAAUACUUUGAGAGGGUGAUAAGACAGGACUGGAGGCCAGUUUAGGCUCAUUUAUGCUCGCCAUACGUUUGAAAAUGUUCGCGUUCGUUUCAAACGAUGGUUCCGUCACUGCCCUCGUACGUCCUUAACGUUGACAUGGAUCACAAGGAUUGUUGGCAUGGCGACUGUGGAGGAGCGAGUGAUAAUGGAUAUUUUCCAUAGGAGACAGAAAUGGAGGCAGCGUUGGAGGAGGCGGUGGUCAGUCAGGCUGCUAAGCACCUCACGGAUGACGGAGAACUCUUUUCUUUAGUCGUACUGAUGAGUGAAAUUGACGACGAUCGUCUUUUUCAGCCCCGACAUUGUCUUCUUCGUUUCUCUCUAGAGAUGCGUAUCGGGUCAUAACAGCUGCAACACUGCCCCCUGUGGUUUCUGAUGGUAAUGCUCCGUCUGGCCUUUAAACUCAAGGGACACGUGCAGAAAUACGGACUGAGCCAGAUCCGUUAAGCAUAAAUGAGCCUUUUGGCACUCGGUCUCUCCUACUAUAGAGCCUGUUUAUUGUGAUAAAUACUGUUUAGUUCUAAAAACAUCUCUAACGGGUGAUUUUAGAGUCCUGUUCCUUUCUGAUGCUGCGUUUAGUUUUAUAGUUUUAAGGUUUCCUAUCUGCAUAGUUUGAACCUGCAUUUUUGGACAGACAAACACACUGUGGUUACAGACGGUGAUUUUUGGCAGUAAUGCGGUGAUUUCCAAAACAGAGUCAAGUUCAUUUUAAUGCAGAGCUGCCUGAAGUUGACAGUCAUCCAGUUCUAGUUUCUGUCCUCGCCCCCUUUGGUACAGAGAUUGAUGAACUCCCUAAAUCCCUUUCCAAUUUUAUUCUGAAUGUUUUGAAGAGUUUUCUCUCACACACAGAGCGGAGAACCUCUUUUUCAGCCGCUCUGGGAUUCCCUCUUUAAAAUCUGCGGUAAAUUAACCAAAGUUUAAUCUCUUUGUCUUUGCAGCAGAGAGUUAAAUGAUUUGAAAACCAUCAAAAUAUGUUUCCAUCUACAAACUUUCUCCACACUAUGGUUGGAUCAUUUCAGUCAACAUUGGCGUUGCUCUCUAACCACAUAUUGACUCGUAAAGCUGUUGUAUUUGUUGUAAAUCCCUGUUAUAAUUAUUCUGGCAGAUUUUAAGGUUCAUGGGUGACCCGAACCUGAACGGGGCUCAGGAGAACAUGUUCGGGAACUACAUCAUCCAGAGGGGACUUGCCAAUCCGAAUCUCAGAGAUGAAAUCCUGGUUCAGGUCGCCAAUCAGGUGAGCUAUUUAUCGGUGAGAUGGAAAUGGAAGUUUUGAUCAGACCGGAUGUUUCAGAGUGUUUCUUUCUCCUCUCAUCUGUUAGGUUUGGAGGAAUCCUAACAUUUUAAAUUCAGAGCGCGGCUGGCUCCUCCUCUCCUCUUGUCUUUCUGCCUUCCUGCCCUCUCAAAGGUUGGCCAAGCACCUGCUGAAGUAAGAAACAUCCCCUCAUAGAGAGACGUGUAUAAAACUAUCAAACAGUGUCGUAUUUCAGUUAAAGUUUACCGUCCGAGAUUCAGCCUCGCUCGUCUUGUUGCAGAUUUGUGUCUGACUACGGUCCAGAGGGUUACGACUGCGUGUGUCAGCACCGUCUGCUUCAGGCUCUGCAGCGGCUCAGUGUCGGACCGGAGUACGCCCGCACGUACCCGCCCUGUCUCCUGGAGUGGACCGCCAACCGCAAGAGAGCUCACACCGUUCUGCACAUACACUGCUUCGACGGUGGGAACACACACACACACACACACACACACACACACACACACACUGAACUGAUUUUGGUGUUAAUUUUGAUCGACUGAAAAGAGAGAGCAGUUAUCUCUUUACUGAAUGCCCUGCAGCAAAGCUCUGGACGUCUCUCUCCAACAGCACAGGCAGCUUCUAGGUCACUUUCACACUGUCAUUUAUCAAAGUGUACCUUUUUGUCAACAAAUCACACGGCGGUCUUCAGGUCGUUCAGCGAUUGGUCAGAAAAUUAGCGAGGGAAAAUCACCUUCUGUCAGUUUUUCUGUCAGUAAUGGAGCAGCAGCAGCAGUAGCAUGUAGCGUUGGCUUUGACAGGUAUUAUAUUGAUAUGGUGCUGCGAUCAGGACAGAUGGAGACAUGUGAGCCGUGACCAUAUAUGGUAUAAUCAUGUCAUACACUCUAUAGACUGUUUGACAUGAUUCUGAGGACAUUUUACAGAAGAAGGCAGGAGCCCUUAUGGGUGCCUGUGAUGUUUUAUGUGUUUUUAUGACACAGAAGACGAACAUUACGUGAGACCUAGUGAUGGGAUGUGAAUUAUAAACAACUCUAGUAUUGAUUUCCAAAGUAACCAACCCUUUUGCCGGUAGUUUAUUCCGUCGUUUUGGUGUGAUGACUUAAAACGUGUCGGCUUUCUCCUCCUCUCUGUCGGGCUGCUAACGCUCACAGACCCUCCGCUUCCUAUUCUGUUAGCUGGUAACUCGGGGUGUCCCGAUACAAUAUUGAUUUUGGAUAUCGGUCCGAUAUCAGCAAAAAAACAAAUCUUGGAUUAUAUCGGCAUGCAUCUAAAUUCAUCUCUAUUCCAGACUCUGCUCCAGCACCCUGAUCCAGCAUGCAGAGCCCACAUCAUCACAACAACAGUGUGGACUAAAGUACUGACAAAGUAGAGAGGAGUAGGAGUGAUAUCGGCCUUGUGGGAGUAUUUUUUGUUUAAGUCUGAAAAAGACGCUGCAGCUGAGUGAAAAACCCAAUAUCGGUAUCGGCCAAUAUUGAAGGCUACAAUAUCGGUAUCAUAUCAGAAGUCAAAAGGUUGUAUCGGGACACCCUGUUGCACUGCUGUUUUGGUUUGCUUCCUGUAUUUGGUCCUAAUAAAAGUCUCACCUGAAGUGAACCAGAACAUGGUUCACUUCGAAACGGACCGAGUCCUGACUUUUUUGGGGGGACCAUGGUCCGCUUGUUUGGUCCGACAAAAGUCCAGAUCGUGGUCCGGGGGGAGUGUUCAAACAUGAAAUUUUGGUUCUGAACAAACGAGGCUUGUGUGAACGCAACCUGAGUCGUGUUUCUAAACAGACGCAGCUUUUCAAAGACGUCCCUGUCUUACUUUUUUGUGUUUGAUUUCCUCCUGAAACCGAGAAAACUGAUUUUAUGAUCAUGUCCGCUGAGAUGAACUUUCACCUCUUUAUUUCCCGUCCCUUGAACUCCUCCUUGUUGAUCUCUGCUUUCUCGUUUGUUUGUUUGUCUUUUUACCCGAGUCUACCUUCUAUUCAGCGCCACAUAGUCAUCUGUCGGCCUCUGUCUCAUUUCCUCCUCUCAUCCAGCUAAUCUGUCCUCUGGCCUUUUGGCAAGCCUACUGAGGAUUAGACAACACCUGAUACUCGCUCUGGUUCACUGGCGGUGUUUGAGUCUGUUUGUUGCUGCUGCUGGUGUCUGUGUAACUCUUCACAGACAGACACACACAGACAGACAGACAGGCGAGGCUGUUCGCUCCUGAUUUUGUGACUCAGUUGGGGAUUUAUCUCAUAACCUGAUUAUAACGGCUUUUUAAUGCAUUACAAGAUGAAAGAAGAGCCAACGUCGAUUCUUAGUUGUAGUUUUUGUCGAGUUAAUUUUGUGUGUCUUUGAAUGUCUUUUAUCUGCAGCCGUGUCCUUCUUGUGUCCUCUACACUCCUGGACGACAGGAGAGGAAAUGGCCAAAGACAUCUUACAGCACAGGUAUCGUCCGUCACCACGCAUGAAACAAACGAAGGAGACGCUCGCAGAGACUGAGAAGUUCUCUUUGUGUGUUUGUGUAGGGGUGUAGCGGAGGGCCGUCUGGGCUGGUCGGUUCUGCUGAAGGAGCCGGCUCAGUGGGUGGAGCUGGAGGGCUCAGACUACGUCCUGGAUCUGAUGUCGGACCUGGAGCUUUCUGCCGAGUUCCCCAAACACAGCAGCUACUUCAUCAUCUCUGCUCAGGAACCGAGCAGAGUGCGGCCCAAUGCCAGCAUGUGAGGGACAAGCACGCACACACACACACACACACACACACACACACACACACUCAAGGAGAACAUCCGUUAGUCGUUUUCCAGCAUCAGAGCGUCGAUCUUACUGAACUACAUCCACUACAUGUGGAACUGAAAAUGAAACUGAAGCCUCUCUGACCUCCAGAAACAAACAUGGCCGACCACUUCUCUGGUUUAAUUUUUAAAGCCUGAACCUGCCGUGAAGGUGUCAGACAAGAUGAUUGACAGCAGGCUGACAAACACCUUUUUUCAGACUGCGGUGUGUGAAAGGAGGGCUGACUGUUUCUGUGUUGUCGCUGUGGUCCACCCACCGGGUCUGCACGCUCCUACAGACUGAUUUAAACGAGUUUCUGCUGUAGCAUUAUGGGGACUUCAGAGAUAUGCUUUUAAAACCACUCCUCUCCUUGAGCGAGUCUACUCUCUCCUUCGUUAUGAUUAAGGUGUUAAAGGUUAGAGGCAGGUACGCCACCUCACCUGCUCUCCUGUUGGUCGUAAAAACUCAGUUCCAAUGAGAACAAGAAGUAGGAAUACUGGUCAGAUUAUAGUGAACCACACAGAGACAUGCUGUUGUUGUAACUCUAAAAGUCCUCACACACCGGGGCCGACGCGAAUAUUGAACGCAAAAUUACGAAAUAUUUGGAGGCGAAUUUAACGCCUGACUAAACACAUCAAGCCUGAUGUGAUUUUGCGACUUUCCGGGGGGAGAAGACGCAUCCCGGGGAAGACUUUUCCCGCCUCUUGGAAACGUCAUCACACACUCAAGUCAAACAGUCAGCACUUAUAACCAAUCAGAGGCGAAGGACAGUGUUCUACAGCGUUCUACAGUUCUGAUCAGAGUCUAGUGUUGAGAUGUCUGUCUGUCAUGAUAGCAUGGACUGAGUCGGGGUCAGUACCAGAUAAUACCAGAUUUUCAGUUUCUCAUUUAUCAGACGUUGAGGCUCACACUCUCAUCUUUGUCAUCCUCUUUUAAUGUUGAACAGAAGCCUGUUGGGCGGCGGGUUCGACAUGAACGGUGAUGUCAUGUCUUCAGCUCUCUCCGGCUCUGACGGACAAGGUACGGCUCAAAUUUAACAUGACAGCUCACAAACAGCGAUCAUGAUUCCUGCUGACCCCGGACUGCUCUCCUCUCCUGUCACAGACUUUGAGCCUCACAGAGGGAUGGAUCGUUAUCUUGACAGCCUGUUUGACCCAGUCCUGUCUGACGGAGCUGCGGUAAGUUACAUAACUUACUCACUCACUCUGACACACUUGACCACCUGAGAGGCCGGGCGGGUUACUCUGCAGAUCAGGUGGAGCUCUGUCGAGCACCUUAGCUGAGAGCGUCAGUGUCUGAACACACUUUGCUCUGCCUGGUCAGAUUUAUUUCAUACACAGUCAUCCAUCAUCUCUACUGCUCAUCUCAUUUGGGCUGGAAGGGGAGUUUGAACUGAUCCAAAUUGGUCUCGGGUGAGAGGUACAUAUGCGGACACCAAAUUAAGAGAGUCUCUGACCUUUAAAAUCCACACAGAAAAGACCUCCUCACUCAGAUGUUACUCAUCAUUCUCUAUCCUCACUUCCUGUCCUCUCAAAUAAAGUAAAAAAAGGGAUGGAUAUGAGACGAGCAACAGUGGGAAAGUUUUCUAAUAGUUAAAAACACCUGGAGAAACAUCACAGAAACAGGUCAGUCACAUGACAGAGAGGCGGAGUCUCUCAGGAGGAAAGAUGGAAGAGGCUCAGUCAUGUUUGUGAGACCUCAGCGUAAAACUGAACAAGGUUUGGAGAUUUUGUCAUCUAGAGUACAAACUAGAGCGACACAGUGCUGUAGUGGUUAACACUGUCGCCUCACAGCAAGAAGGUCCUGGGUUUGAAUCCGGGUCAGGGUGUUUCUGUGUGGAGUUUGCAUGUUCUCCCUGUGUCGGCGUGGGUUUACUCCGGUUUCCUCCCACAUCCCAAAAACAUGCAGAAGUGGAGUUAGGUUAACUGGCCACUGACUGAUUCAUGUCGUUCAUUCGCUGUGAGCAAAUCACAAGACUCCGCCCACCCACCUUCUCGCUGGCUGGCUGUGUGUCGGUCACCAAAGAGUCAAAGGCGGCAGUUCCACUCCCGACCGUCGGCACGUCAGGCUCACGUCUGAGCUCAACUGAACUGAGAGAGGAACCAAUCAGGUCUCGGAGUGAUUCCAUUCAUGUCGUUCACUCAGCAGUUCUGUUUUGAACGACACGACACCAGUCUCUGCACGAAUCGACCAAGAAGUCAACCAGUCGACCAGGACUUUACAGCCCUACUUUUUCCAGGUUACUUUCUCGAUAUCUGGACGUUUUCAGGGCUCGUUAAAAACAUGUUUCAGCCUCAGUUUAACUCAGAGGGCCUGAAAUUGAGUCGCAGCUGUUAGAGUUUGAAAUUCUCCGUUUUAUCGGAGGCUCACAGGUGAAGUCGAGUGCUGAGUUUAGUCUGCUGAUUGCUGAUGUUUACAAAAGACAACUGUUAUUAAUUAAUCGUUUGAGUUUCUCAUUUUGACUUGUUGAUGAGACGGCCUUUAAAAAACACCUGUGUCAUCGUUUCUUAGACUCACACGGUUAUUAUAUUCCACCGUUGUCUCGUUACUUUUCGUUGAUGGAGUUUAAUCUGUUUCAGAGCGACGGCCUACAGCGGUGGAUCUAUCAGUCCUCAGUGAAUGUUAGCCGUGCUAUCGGAUGUGGCUGACAGGAAUUAGCAUGUAUCAGAUGUGUCGUACAGACCUCUCCCGCCCAGCAACCUAUUACGUUACCCAGUUACCGUAACUGUCACGGCCACUAGAUCGCCACGGUGAUUUCCCACCCCAGGCAACGCAGGGAUCUGCUUACGAGGAACUGACACUCUGGCAAAUGAAGGGCUUACUAUUUAAUGAGACAUGGCCCCGAACACACACACACACACACACACACACACAGAGCGUGGAUUUAUGGGUCAGUGGAUGAUUUCUGAUGGCACACAUGAGAGCGAGCUUCCUCUGAUCCGAUCUGCUCUGAUUACACCAGUGUGUAAAUAUUUUUUAUGCUCCUCUUUAACUCCAACUCUCCGUGAGGAAAACUAAAACUAAAAACAGAGUUUACUGUCAAAUAUUUCAGAGACGCAGCUCCGACGAGGUUUUACAGCCUGAAUGAAACUAAAAAGAGUGUAAACUAGGGCGUCAUGAUUAAUCGAUUUCAAGUCGUAAUCCUAUUAUUUGAUUAUGACAAUGUUAAAAAAUUUAAAAUCAUCAAAUUUAUUUCCCUCUCCGUCAUGUCUCGCACCUCCAGGCCACCGUAGGCUCCACAGUUCCCACAGACACCAGUGUAAACAAACAUGGCGUUUGCAAAAGAAGGCGAUAAUUUCUUGGUUAAAUAGGACAAGAGCGAGUCAGUCGUGUUGAAUUGGUACGACUUCACAGUUUCAGAUGAAGAGUAAACCACUCCCCGCUGUAAAGUCUGUCUGAAGGCGGUAUCAACCCGUCACCACGGAAACGAAUUCAGGAGGAAACGCUGAAGUUUUUUGUCGUAUCAGCGUUUCAGGUGACUGUAAACGUACUUUUUAAAAAACGGGUCAGAGAGUGAAUAAAUCUGUAAACGACGACCAUUUCAUCUCCGUGUGGAUGUCUAUCUGCAUCUCUGGAAACCAUCAUGUGACACACAGAGGAACUCUUUUAUGGCGCUGAAACAACCUUUAUACACAUGCUCUGUACUCUUCUUCUGUCUUUGGUGCAUUUCCUGUUCAGCGUUACAGCGCCACUUACUGGCUUGGCAUAUGAACUACAUCGUUUUCAGUGGUUUGGUCUUGAUAGAUGAUAAAAAAACUUUUUAUUAAAGUUGAAUAAAAAAUCGAAAAUCAAGUUUUUAGGGGAAAAAAAUGGGAUUUUAUUUUUGGCCAAAUCGUGCAGCCCUAAUAUAAAUGUCACAAAUCAGUCAUAAAUUUUAGUUUUGAGUUCGUUUUUUCACAACAUUUAAAAAUACACCACUUGCAUGUUUUGAUAUCGUCUCCUCUACUUCAAAAAUACCGAUAACUUGAACUAUUCAUCGAGAUAUUUGCUGGUAAGUGAGUUUUUCAAUAUGGUGGUCAAACUAAUGAUAGAAAGGAGUGAUGCCUCUUCAAACUUCAGUUUUCUUCAGGUUUAUCAAAGUUCAGGUUUGAUAAAUGUGUUUCAGCCCUAAACUGCAGUCAUAUCACAGAAUAAUGAGUCUAAACUAAUGAGAUUGAUUCGAUAUCGAUGUUUGGUCGAGUUUUCUUCUCCACCUGACUUCGUGUCGUCUUUCACACCUGUGUCGUCGUCUCGCAUUUACAUCUGAAUCCACUCUGUCGGCUUGUCUUUACAGGAAGCAGAAUCAGCUGCAGGACUGUCGAGUCGGAUAAAGGGAGGUGGAGGAGUCGGAGGAGGUUGGCAACAGCAAGGGCAGUCAUCCAGACCCCCACCUCCACCUGGAGGUCAGUCAGAAAUCACACUCUUCCUCUCUCCCCCUGAAGCCACUCUUUUUUUCACACAUCCACUAUUUCUGAUUCGAUUCGUUAUAAACAAUGAUAAUAAAAUGAUGUAAAGAAGCUGAUUUAUACGGAGAUAAAAUAAACUAAAGACUCAAAGUUUACAAUCAAGUUCAAACAUUUGUUGAUUUGUUAAAAUUCACGCUGAGUUUGAUAUUUCCAAAAGUCACAAACAUAUGCAGGAUCUCACUUUAAUGUCAGAGCAGGUGUGAAAAGAUGUAAAUAUGUGUUUCUGUAUUUUUGUGACACUUCAUAUCUUAAGAAAUCAUGAGCGAGUCUGAGAAAACACACACACACACACACACACACACCGCAGUGAGAUUUCAGUGUUUGUGUGUUUUUGUUUUUUGUGUAUCCACAGCUGUGAGAGUCCUUCCCGUGGGAGGCGUGAUGUCGCCUCCUGUUGCGGCGGUGGCACCUGUAACACCUGGUUUGUGUCAAGUGUGAAGAAAAAUACGCAGAAAAAAAUGGUGAAACAUCCUUUUCCUCCCUCCGUCAUGUUGACGGUGUUGCUCCUCCUCUCCCCUCCAGAUGCCCAGCAGACUGUUUUGGCGCAGCAGCAGCAGGCCAUCAUGAACCAGCAGGCCAUCAUCAUGGUAAACCCUCCGUCUGCGUCUGCGUCUGUUCAUGCCGCCGUGACGCUGCGCUUUUAUUAAUCAGUCAUGUUUUGUUUCCCAGGCGCAGCAGAUGACCAUGCAGGCUAUGGCCAUCGCCAGCAGCCCGGUCACGAGUCCCCCUACAUCUCCGAUCACGAGCCCCCCCAUGAGUCCUCUUCUCCACCACCCUCCCAGCCCGUACGCUCCCGCCAGCCCGUACGCCGUCAUACCUCCAAGUCCGUACGCGAACAUCCCACCGAGCCCCUACGCCAACUUCACCCCCACUCCCUACGCCGACGCAAACAUCCCACCCAGCCCCUAUUCGCCGGCUGCUGAGCCCCAGACUCAGCCUCAGACCUCCAACCCGAACCAGAACCCGAACCCUCAGUCCAGCUCCGCUAAAACCACCAAAAGUGAAGCAGCAGAGCCUAAAGCCAGCGCCGCCGCCGCCGCCGCUACUCAGGUCAGUAACUCCGAGACAUGUGAGGUAACGGUCCAGACCGACAUCUUACAUAAUGAUGCGGUACUUUUUAAUUCAUGGAGGAAAACUGCAACAACAACAAAAACAGACAGCGCUGCUCCCCGAAGACACAUAAAACCCUCCGAACCAGAUGGAGUUUCCUUUUUAAUCGUCAGAGUGAAUAAAAUAAAGAGUGUGUUGUCAGGAGGAUGAGACGCUCCAUUUUUGAUGACUCAGAGGAAAAUGAAAACCUGUUUGUGUUUCAUUUGAUCUCAUUGAGAUGAAUUUUUAAAGGGAGAAGAAGUGGAAGCUCAUAAUUAACGGGGCUGAUCAAUAAUCAGGAAGUCAAACACCAAGAAAAAACAAAAACAUGUAAAAACAAACAUGUUGUAGUCAGGAUCUGAUGAAGUUCCAGUUUUUAGGAGAAAUCUUGAAUGUAAACUCGACCCCUCCCAACCAGUUUUCCCCUCAGCUCCUCCUCUCCCCUCAAGCCCCGCCCACAAACAGACGCUCCUGCUCGCUCGUAUCGUUCCAGUUAAAUUCAGAUAUAAUGCAGAUAAAUACUUCAGAUCAUUACAAAUGGGGCCCAGUCAAGGUGAAAGUCAAAAGCAUUGGUGCUACUGUAGAUGCCAACAGACUACCAGCAAACACAAUGUUUGCAGGACUUCUACAACGAGGAUAAAGUGACAUAGUCCAGGACCCGAGGGAGGACAGUUUAGCGAUGGCGCUACAACAUGCUACAGCAGGUCCGUUUGACAAGAAACACUUCUGUUACAGACACUUGUCUUACUUUGUUAAAGCGGUUUACCUGUCCAGCAGAAAGGUUACAGGGUCACCAAGAUCCCCAAGCGUCCCCCAUGGUUUAUGUUGACCCGGCUUUUUAGCUCUUGUCCGCUCUACCUCCGUUUUAAGCGCCCGUUAUUCCUCCAGAGUCUCCGGUAUUUACUUUGUUUUCUUGCUUGUGUCGGCAGUCGUGGCCAAAGGAGGAUUCAGACAAUUUUCCGAACUUUCUGGUUGGUUUCUACUGUCCGAUAUUGUAGCACGCUAACUUUGUUUGGGCUCCUGAACGACACGGGGGAGCAGCGUCUGCCUCACAACCAAUCAGGUUAGAGGAGGUGGAGAACGGCUUUGUUUACAGUCAGAAAGAGCGGACCGCUCAAAAAUGUUCAAAUGUUGACGACACAGACAUAAGAGAACACAGAGAUAUCGAUAUAUUACCAAAUGUCAUCAAUAACUAAUAACUAUUGACUGAUAUUGAAAGCUGUUUUGUGAAUACACCAUAAAAUAAAGAUCCUUCUUUAGCGGAUUCCUGCCUACUUCACCUUUAAAGUGAUUCAGAGUUAAAAAUAUCAGAUUGGCCUGUGGAUGAGGAUCAAAUGACCCCAGAAAGUCUCCAAAAGGAAUAAAGAAGGACUCAGACUGACAGCUGCGCCCUGCUGAGGGCAGCUUUAGUUUUGGUUGAAUAGUCUGUGUCUUGUGAUAAAGUUGUUUCAUGUGUUUCUCACUCUGAACUAAUGUCUGAUAACACAGUGUUUUGUUUUGUUUCCUAUUUUUAUUUAAAGUAUUUCUUCAUCUGAUUUGCUCGUGCGUAACACAAGAAGUCCAUAUUUGUCCGUCCAACCUGAACUGCUCUGAUUCUAACUCAGUCACAAGAGGAGAAAUGUCUGCAAAGCCUUUAGCACAAACCCUGUCCUCUCUCUGUGUCUUUUAUUAUUUCAUUUUCCAGGUUCAGUCAGAUAAGGACAGCGUCCCUCGGAGGAACGCUCCCGGCGUUCCUAUAAACAAGGACAAACCAGCCAGAAAGUUCGGUAAGAGAAAAGGAGACAGAAAAUAUGAGCGAGCGGGAAAAUGGAGAGACAGUCCGUUCAGUGAAAAAACGAGAGGAUGACUGCUUUUUCUUCUGAAUGUGUGUUUGUCACAGACCCGGUGGUUACCACUCUUCCACCCCCUGCUGGAGAGGUGGUGAAGUACUCCGCUCGGUCCUCAGAUCAUAUCGUCCCCAGCCAUGAUGUCCAAGGUACUUAACUCACUCAGCGCCAGAUUCAUUUAUGCAAUUUUUUGAUUUUAAUUUUUUUAGAAUUAAGUUCAAUAUCUCAAAAGAAAAGGGUGAUUCUCUUCUUUCACCAGGAAAAAAAGUUAAUCUCUAACCCACUCCUGUGUUUAGUUAUCGCCUCCUCAAUGCAGCGUGGUCGUAUCGUCUUUGCCGAUCUAUAAAAAAACAUUUUUAAGAAGGAGAAACUUUCGAGCAGAACUCUGAUCGUCUAUUUUAUUUAACUUCUAACUACUUUACCGACGGCAUCAAGCUCCUCCCUCCUCGGACACCACUCCUCGUCACUCUCCAGAUCAGAUAGUGAUAGGUCACUUUGAGACGGCUGGGAGUCAUAUUUGCUCUCGAGAACCUGACGGCGCAGCGUAAACCACACGGACCGCUCGCGUCCUCCUCGCCGUGACUGUCGCUGAAUUCCAGCUCAGUCUAACGCACCAGUAGUGGCACCAGCGGCAACGACACGCCGGAAAUCUCCACUGGAUCCAGAGACAGUAGCACCACGCCCACGGGAGCCAUUGCGCCAAGACCGUUAGCUCUUGGCUAAUGACUUUGGCGUUUUCCUAGAGAAAAAACACUCCACACCUAGGCUAAUGGGCUGAGCGUAUCGGCCGAUAUCUGAUGCCGAUUUAAUAAUACUGUUGAAUAAAUGAACUGUAUACCUUACCCCGAGAGUGAAGGCCUCAGGUUUGACAUUAGCCUUGUUAAAAAAAAAGGUAACAAAUUAACACAGUUACAUAUUUACCUAAUAUUAUUUAUCAACAAAUAACAAAUUGCUCAUUAGUACACAGCAAAAAGAAGUAAGACAUUCAUGUAUUGAAAGAAAAAUUAGUUAAAAGAAAAAAAAGACUGGAUCAGAACGCUGGAUCGGCUUCAGUCAACCGAUAUCUGAUCCAGUUAAUUUGUCAAUAUUGGAGCCGAUAUCCGAUCCAAAUAUCGGAUCGGUGCGUCCCUAGCGAGUACUUGUUUUUGUUAUUGUAACAUGGUUAUGACGUAUUUGUCGGCUUUUCUGCGUUCAGAACAACCCCAAACUUAGUUUCGUGUCGAGGAGGAGCGCCCUCUGGCGGGAAGCAAAAAAACCUAAAAAAUCCGUCAAAAUCCAUCGAUGGUACUGAAGGAGUUAAAUGUCGACUGUAAGGUGAUUUAUUUUGAAGCUGUUUGUUGGUUUGUGUUUGAGUUUGAAACAUUUGAUAAAACUCAGACUUGGUUUGUUCUUUUUUAUUACAGAAAUUAUCAAAAGGUACAACUCGCCACCGCCGCCGCCCGACGUUCUGCCUCCUGGAAAGAGGUACGGUGCCCCAAACACACACACACACACACACACACACACACGCACAGACUGAUAAGGGUUGAGCGCAGUAAUCAGAGUUUAAAUUGCUUGUAAAUACAUCACAGCAGUUGAUGCUAUCUUCUUCAGUCGGAGAAUUAACUGUGCAUACUGUAAAACCCCGGCUGCAACAAACCUCCAGCAGAUACCGACUGAGCACACAGCGCCAGAAUGAUUAUGUUUGCACAAAUUACACACACACACACAGAUUAUACACAAGACUACAUUUGUUGUUCCUGCAAACGGCGCUGUGUGGCGUGUUGACACUGUGAGGAUGUAUUUAGGAGACCUGAGGGGAAGUUUAAGAAGAAGCAAACUCCUCGUGACGAAGCUCUGCAAAUCCUCAAACCGCAGAUGGACAACCCUCCUGCUCCACAGGUACACAGAGAAACACACACACACACACACACACUUACUGAGAAUAACAAACCCUUGAGAAGUGUGACACAGGUGUGUGUGUUUGUGUCCUUCCAGCCCAAACGUCCUGUGGCGGCCUCACCGUCUGCAUCCGCCCCCAAAGAAGGAGGAGGAGGAGUCAAACCGACCAAGAGCAUGAAGACGAGAGCGCCUGAUCGGCCUCUCCCUAAACCUCCUCCAGGUACUCACACUCAGCGGCGACUCCGUUUAGAUCGCUCUCUCCAGCGCAGAUGUAGACGAUGGUAGCGGUCCAGAAAAGUCGUGUAAUGGACGGAUCUGUGUCAGCGAAAACCUAAACUCCAGUCCGGUAAAGGCAGAGUUCGUCGAAAAGCCCCGCCUCCUCAUGUUGGGGCGGGUGUCACUGUUCUAAAAGCAUCAGUUGAGCUAGAGCUCUAGUUUGAUGUUAAAAAUAGAUCAGCUGAUGACUCGAAGGUAAAAAAUAAAACUGACUGUUCCUUUAAAUCAGCGACUGGAACUCCUGACAAUCUCCACGAAAUCACAGCUCGCCUAAAACUCUGUCUGUACGAUGAUAAAUCUAACCCUUCAAAAUAAAAGCCCAGCAUGUUGCAAGGGUUUGGCUCCUCCCCUCAAACAGCUCUAACUUGCAGGGAGAGAAGGAGGAGAGAGAAGGAGGAGGAGAGAGAAGAGCAGGAAGAGGAGGAGAAGAAAGGAGGAGAGAGGAAAGCAGGGAAAGGAGGAGGAGGAAGAGAGGAGAAGGAUGAGGAGAGAGGAGAGCAGGGAGAGGAGGAGGAAGGAGGAGGAGAGGGGAAAGAAGGGAGAGGAAGAGAGGAAACACAGAGGAGAGCAGGGAGAGAGGAAAGCAGGGAAAGGAGGAGGAGGAAGAGAGGAGAAGGAUGAGGAGAGAGGAGGCGAGAGGAGAACAGGGAGAGGAGAAGGAUGAGAGAGGAGAGCAGGGAGAGGAGGAGGAGAGAAGAAAGAAGGAGGAAGAAGAGAGUAUGAGGAGAGAGGAGAGCAGGGAAGGGGGGAGGAGAAAGAGAAAAGGAGGAGGAGAGAAAAGAGCAGGAAAAGAAGGAGGAGGAAGAGAGGAGUAGGAGGAGAGCAGGGAGAGAAGAUAAGAGGAGGAGGAGGAAGAAGAGAGCAGGAAGAGGAGGAGGAGAGAGGAAAGCAGGGAAAUGAGGAGGAGGAAGAGAGGAGAAGGAUGAGGAGGGAGGAGAACAGGGAGAGGAGGUGGAGGAGAGAAGAGGAGGAGGAUGAGGAGAAAGAAGGCGAGAGGAGAGCAGGGAGAGGCAAAGGACGAGAGAGGAGAGCAGGGAGAGGAGGAGCAGGCCGGUGUGUGAGAGUCAGAAAAAUCCAGGUGAGAGCUGCUCCGAUCUUUGUCAUUAUUUCACUUCUCUACUUUCCUCCUGGUCAAAGUCGUUCCUGAUCGUAAAUCCUUUUUCUGUUCUCACUUUCUUCUGCUGUUCUCUUAAAAAAAAAAAGGAAAAAAAUAAUCUUCAUUUAUCAUUAAUCAAAUAUUUUUGGAGGAUAUAUUUUAAAGCACACCUUGAUUUUUCUUAUAGAUACUCCUCACUGUCACCAAAUAUCUAUACUCAGUACUACAGCGCCUCUAGUGGUCAAUAAUCUAACAUGUACAGUAACUCCUGAGAAAAAAGGACUUAUCGACUGUCACAAAUCAGUGUGAUCACAUUUUGACGAUCAAGUCUGAAUAUAUUUAAAUCCUGCAGAAUAAUUCAGACUUCCAGGUUCCUCGCUGGUCUGCGGGUCAUCUGAGGAACAAAGACCUGCAGGAGUUAAUUUUCAAGGUCACAUGAUCAGAUAUAGGAGAGAACAAAAGCCCACAGAGCGUUGUCGUGGCGUCACUCAGCGCCGACCUUCGACAAACACCCAGCAGACAUCACUUUGUGCUCAGAGGACGUCCCCGGUUAUUAUUCUGCAUAAAUUCUGCUGUGAAUUGAACCAAACUGACACUUCCCCUCAUUUACUCACCCACACAAAAAUAUCAAGUCUGUUCGCUGAUAAUUUACAUGUGCGAAGUCAAGGUCGGCGGCGACCGCAGAGAGACCGUCGAACAGGGACACGCUCGCCCUCACAGCAGGCAGGUGGCAACGCGCCACGACAUCUGACAGGUAGAUCGGCAGCUUGUGAAAACACAUCUGUCCUGUCGUGUUGUGGGCGCUUGACCUCAAAGUGUAAACGACAUCAGAACGAUGUCGGCGAAGAGGAGAAAUGAAGACAGAGUGUCGUAAAGCGGGACAUCUACAGAUUCAGAAAGUCCAGAAAACAGUUCAGGUUUUCCUAAAACACGAUCCUCUUAUUUCACCUCCUGUGUUCCUCCUCAGCCUCAGACUCCUCUCACCUGUGGGUGUAACGGAGUAAAGACCUGGCGUGGAGACGGUUGGUCCCAGAACGCUGGAGCUAAGUGAUAAGGUGUCGUGAGCCCACUUUGAUGAAACACCAGUGAAGGGAGGAGCCCGUCUGAUAACCUCGGUGAUACAGCGGCCCUCUCUGCCCCUCUGUCCUCAUCUAUCUUCACUUUUGGGUUUCAGGGGAAUCUCAGGAGUGGUGUGGUCGGUUAAAAAAUCUGCCAGUAGGGAAGUCCAGAUUCAAUCCAACUUUUUAAUCUGAGGAGAAAAAGAAGAAGAACUUUAUUGAUCCCUGAAGGGAAAUUCAGAGUCCUGCCCUGGAUAAUAGAUCUGCACACUAUCUUUUCCUUUUUUAGGUUGUAAUAAAUUAACUUACGUAAACACGAUAACUAAAAGAUGUCUCCAGUUCGCUCCAAAGUGAGACGUCGGGCGAACGUCAGAGCUCCAACUGUCUGUAGAAAUGCUGACAGCAGCCAUACUGUGUUUUUAAUCUCCUCGUAUGUCAUCACACGCUUUACUUCAGCUCUAAUCGGCGUUCUGGGUUUGUGAUGUAAUAAUUUACAGACAGUUCAGAAGACAGAAACACAAACCAAACUCAAUAUGUUUCUGUAGAAGUGGAUGAAGCUCAACAAUCGUGGCCAUCAACUGAUUAUUUCCACCCUGCUGACAUCUUAGCCAAAGGUUUCCAGGAUCAGGACGGGAAUUAAGAACCGAUUCUUGUUGAGAACUGGUUCCAAAUGGUUCAAUCCAUCGACAUCAUUUACAUCUUAUUUUAACGUUUCCUUCCUUCUUGGUGCCUUAAAAAACGGUCUCGCAAGAGCCGACCUACGCGAACGAGAACAGAGACUUUGAGGAAAAAAAAACAUUGCAGACGGUACGAAAAGUCAGCAGAAACGAUCUAAAGCAUCACUUCAUUUUACUAAGAAAGACGACAACAGUGCGACGUUUGUCGAGCUGUGAUAACAUGUAAAGAUGGAAACAGCAGCAACACGCUUCAACAUUUGUCAACGAGGCGCAGCGACAAAUAUAAGGAGUCACAUGUGUUCGAUGAUCUUCACCGGUCGUCAGACGCUGCCUCUUCGUUUCAACACGUCAUGUAUGUCCUGUUUUAACAAAAGCUCACUGCAUGUCCGACUUAACAGCGUAUUAUGUAUUUGACUUAAUACCGACCGAAGAAACGCUGUACAAACAGUUUAUCGUUUCAUUAUUUUUAGACUCUCACUGAAGGUGACAUACGUCUUUUUCUGUCAUCAGAGACUCAAUCAAAUUUUGAGUUAACGAUGAAAACUAAUAGGGCUCUACUUUCGCGCUCGCCGACGGCAUGGUGUAGGCGCGGCGUGAGUCAAGUCCGCCAGAUCAGAUAUAGAUAAAUAUAGAUAUAGAUCAGACUAUAUCUAUAGAUGUAAAUGUAUGUGCUGACUCAGAAUAUCGGUUGUUGUUGAUUAUUUAUCUCACUGAAAUGCGUCUGAAACUGUGGAAACCUGCCGGUGAGGCCGGUGUUGAAAUGUCGAGAUGGUUUCUUCACCGAGAACUUAUCCUGUCAUUAGAGUUCUACUACAAAAAAUCAAAGUUCUCUCUCAGUGCGGUUUUAUUCCAAACAAAGGGCCUUAAGAGGAGGAGAGACUAACAAAUACUGAUGUUUCUGUCGUAGUUUCUCGAGAGCUUCCUGUGGAGACGGAGACCAUCCUGACACAGCUUCAUCAGAGCACCAACGAAGAGCACUACACCUACACUAAUGUUCCCUGGAGACUCUACCUCAGAAAAGAGGUGGGUACAGACAGAAACACAGACCCGCUCACUGUCAGACUGCCUGUUUUCUCUUCUUCUAGUUCUGUGAGUAUUUUCCUGUCGUUUGCAGGUUUUUUAUCCCAAAGACAGCUUCAACAAUCCUCUGGUGCUGGAUCUCAUCUUCAAACAGGUGGGACUUCAGAUUCAGAUCCAUUCAUUCACCUUCUCCACCGUUUUUUACCUGACGACAGUCGAACCUCAGACUGAACAAACUAAAUAAUUUCUGCGGCUGCCUGUCCUCCGCUCUCUUCCGCAGAUCGUGAACGACACUCUGUCAGAGGCGUGUGUUCGGAUCACCCGGGAUGAAAGGCAGAAAAUGAAAGCUCUGUUCGGUACUCUUUCUCUUCUCUGAGACUGACUCCUCUAAUCCAAACACAUCUCUUUGACAUUCAUGAGCUCAUCUGUAUGCUCGUGUGAUUGACAGCUAAACACGGCGUAGAGCAGAAUAUGGAUCCAGUGGAGGAGCACGUGAAAAAAACAAUCGUGACAGCAGCCAGGGAAACGUGGGAAAUUUACUUCUCCCGUCUGUUCCCCGCAUCGGUGAGAGCGAUAAUCCCCAGAGGAGAAUAAUUACUGACGGUGUCAUGUUUCUGUUUUUUAUUGAACCUCCCUGAUGUGUGUGUGUGUGUGUGUGUGUGUGUGUGUGUGCAGGGUAGUGUGGGAACAGGUGUGCAGGUCCUGUCUGUGUCCCACAGCGGUAUCAAGCUGCUGAAGACGGUGAAAAGCAGCGCUGCAGCCCCAGACUACUUCCGAGUGCUCCGACCUUACACGUACGUGCUGCUGACUCUGACUCUGUUCACACGUCUUUGGUCGAGUUUGGAUCUUUAACAACGCAGCAGAAUAAUAUUAAUGAUUUUAAUGAUUCUUUCAGAGAAAAUAUCUGUAUUUAAGACUCGAUUAAGGUCCAGAAUAAACAAACAAAUGAAGCCAUUUUAUAACUACAGCCCUGUUUUCUUGAAGUGCAUGUUUGACUCUGACAAACUCCUGCACUGUGAGUCAAACACAACAAAGAGAUUGACCGAGUACCUAAAGUUUGAGUGAAGCAGACAGAGUUUAAUAAACAUCAUUAACUAAAUAUAAAUAAUCCAAAUGAUGUCAGACUGGGUACAAAGUUAAAUAAAAGUUUCAAUAAAACUACAUAAAAGUCCAGAAACAGAAUUUUAAAAAAUUAAUGUGUGUAAAUAUUUUUAAUGUUCCUCUUUAACUCCGACUCUCCAUGAGGAAUACUAAAACCAAAAACCAGCAUUUAAAUAUUUAAGAGAUGCAGCUCUGCAGAGUUUUUACAGCCUGAAUGAAACUAAAAAACGUGUGUAAGCUAGGGCUGCACGAUUAAUCGAUUUUAAGUCAUAAUCAGAUUAUUCGAUUAUGACAAUGUUAAAAGAAUUAAAGUCAUCAAAUCGAUUUUCCUCUCUAUCAUGUGUAAACAAACAUGGCGUUUGCAAAUGAAGGCGAUAAUUUCGUGGUUAAAUAGGACAAGAGCGAGUCAGUCGUGUUGAAUUGGUACGACUUCACAGUUUCAGAUGAAGAGUAAACCACUUACUGGCUUUUUGGCAUAUGAACUACAUCAUUUUUAAUGGUUUCAUUUUGAGAGAUGAUAGAAAAUCAUGAACUGAAUAUAAAAUUGAAAUCGAAAAUCAAGUUUAUAGAGAAAAAAUCGUGAUUUAAUUUUUGUCCAAAAUCGUGCAGCCCUAAUAAUUAUGAAAGUAACUUCAGACAGUUUUGUGUUUUCACUCCUUUGUUCUGGAGAUAUGAGUCGUUAUCCGAUCCUGUUUCUCUCUGCUUUGAUUUUUUAGGUAUGCAGACAUCUUGUUCGUUACCAUCCCCUCUGAGAACAUGCUGGAGUUCAACCUGACCAAUGAGAAGCUGAUCCUGUUCUCAGCCAAGGCACCACAGGUCAAACAUCUCAUCGACACCUUCAUCAGUGAGAUUAAAAAGGUACAACAUGCAUCUGCACACGCACACGCACACUCUGCACACACAAACGAGCUCUGUCAUUUACUGCAGGAUAAAUGAGGAUCUGCAGAAACAAUGAUGUGCUUUUUUUGUAUAUAAUAAAAAUAAAUCCAGAUUUUGAUCGUCCAAAAACAAACACUUUCUCUUUUUUAAGUACUGACAGUGAGAUUUGAGCAAAGAUUCGAUCCGUCUGACUGUUUUUAUCACAUAUAAAAUGAGACAGACUGGUGUUAAUGUGAAAACCUGAAGGCAGCCUCUAAGUCCUGGGAUUGUUUGAACACAUUGUCUCUCUUUCUGCGCCCUCAGGACUCCGACUACGUGAUCGCAGAGCGAAACUUUGUGACAGACGACCGCUCAAUGCUCAAUUUUCACAAAGGUGACGUCAUUCGGCUGCAGGUUAUGGACGGGCUGGAGAGAGGUGAGAAGCGGUGGUACACAAAGAAUAAAUCCUGUUUUCCUGGCGAUCAAUCAAUGAUCCGAGAGCAUGUGUGUGUCUGUGUGUGUGUGUGUCUGUGUGUGUGUGUGUUUAGGUUACAGCUACGGCUGUGUGGUGAGGAAGAAGGUGGUGUUUUUGGAGGAGCUGAAAAGAGACACUCAGGACUUUGGUGAGUGGAUCAUUCAUGCAAAAACAAACCAGGAUCAUCCUUUUCCUCCGUGUCUGAUUAUAGAAAGCAGAUGUUUGUUUGUGUGACGGCCGGGGCUCGACAAAAAAGAAAAAAAACAAGGUGACAUUUCAAGUUGACAGCUUUGAGAGAUUUACUAACCUGGACCCCGGAGGUGUGAUGAAGAUAUUUUAAGCCACAGAGAAAUAGGUGCAGCGAUGUUGACAGCGCCUAAAGCACUUUUUAGAUAAAAAAUUGUAUCAGAAAAUUAUUUUUCAAAUGGGAGAUGGCAAGGCAAUUUCAAAAUAUUGAUUCGUGUCAUUUCUUUAGGAGAGAACAGAUCACAGAUGAGACGAAGUCACGAUCGAUCAAUCAGCAGAUACAGAAUAGGUCCAGAUCAGAGUGUGCUCUUUUACACGUUUCUCUAAUUUACCCUCAUGAUUUCACUUUUCUUUAAACUCGGAUAUUUGACUUCCAAACUGUUUCCAUAACAGUCAAGUUUUAUGAACUAUAAUCCAACUCAAACUCCCUGAGCUGAAACACUGUGGUUCACAGAGAGUGGUGAAGUCAAAAACCUCUGUGAAGGGUUACACAUGAUAUGAGUCCACUCUGUAGGGAUCAGCUGAUGUAGAAGAACGGCACCUUUCACAUCCAAACAGACCUUUAGUUUACAGAUGAAGAGACAGAGAUUUAACCAAAAGGUAGAAUUAAGAUCUUGCUGCUUGUUAAUGUGAAAAUAAAUCUGACACUGAAUAAAAAAACAAUUUCUUCAAAUAAGAAAAACCUCUCAAUUCAAAAAGAAUAUUUUUCUUUCACUGCUGGCAGAUUUUUUUUCCCUCAGAAGCGAUUAAGGUGUAAAAUCGUAAAAUAAGACUUAUCUGGAUUUGUCAGGUGAAUGUGUCUUAUUUUUAGUCUUUUCCCUUGAAACCAGACAAAACGACAGACUCGCUUAUUUGGACUUUUUGCUGGGUUAGCGAAAGGGAAACCCUCAGUGAAAAACAGAAAUCACAGGCUGAAAAAAAGAGGAAUAAAAACACGGCAAAGAAAAGCCGGUCUAGUCAGGAGCACUUUCGUCUGGAAGAAGGAUGAAUAAUUUGCAUUCUAAGUUAUAUUUAGCUGUAUGGUUCUGUCCUGAGAGCUGAUUCACUGAGGUGCAUUAGAGAGGAGAAAACCCCGACUGCAUCACAAGAACAUCAACAUUAACAAAAAACAACAAGCAGGGAAGAGCAGCAAUAAAGACAAGAGCAGAGCGGGAAUCAAUAUCUACGAUACUGGUACUUAUCAAACUGGUACUUAUGAUACUGGUAAUAAUAGAACUGGUACUUACGGUACAGGUUCAUAUGAAACUGAUACUUAUGGUACUGGUACAUAUGAUACUGGUACAUCCAAUACUGGUACUUAUGGUACUGCGCCAAAUGAUUCUGGAACUUAUGGUACAGUUACAUAUGAUACUUAUACUUAUGUUACUGGUUGAAAUGAUACAAAAACAUAUGAUACUGAUACAUGUGAUACUGGUUCUUAUGGUGCUGGCACACAUGGAACUUGUACUUAUGGUACUGGUACAUGUGAAACUGGUACAUGUUAUACUGGUACUAUGGUACUAGUACUCAUGAUACUGGUACUUCUGAUCCUAAUACUUAUGCUACUGGUGCUAAUGAUACCAGUACUUUUCGCACUAGUAUGUAUGAUACUGGUACUUAUGGUACUGGUACUUAUGAUACUGGUGCCUUUGACAUCUAUGUAUAUGAUACUGGUAUAUAUGAUUCUUGUUCAUAUGAUACUGGUACUCAUGAUACUAAUACUACUAUACUGGUACAUAUGAUACAAGUACAUACUUAUGAUAUAGUACUGGUACAUUUAUGAUACUGGUACUAAUGGUACUGGUACAGGCACAGCCUGAAGUAAGAAGGAAGGUUUGAGGGGAAGACGGGACAGUAAUGAAUGUCUGAUAGUUCAGCUGAUGUUCAGUGUUCUGACCCCUGACCUCAUGACCCUCUGAACUGACUCUGUGUUCAGUUUGGCUGCUGACUUUAUUCUGUUCAUUAAGAGGACCAAAAAUAAUCCUAAGGCGUACAUAAUGUGAUAAUUCAGAGGAGGGUUUCAGUGAAGUAAGAAGAGAUUUCAGCUCAGAUUAGGCUAACACUGCCGUGAGUCGAUGUAAGUCAAUACGAUGUACUUACAAGUUGUAGAAAUAUCCACUUGGAAGUAUCUAUAAUUAGUCUUAAGCCCGUAUUAAGUGCAGGGUUAUCAUCAUGGGCCCUGAGGAAAGUCCAGUUUUAUAAAUGAGGCGAGCUGACAGAUAAGAAUCAGACUGUUUAAAUGAAUUCUGACCUGCUGCUGUCUAAAGAAGAGGGAGAUAAGAGCUGCACGAUUUCUUACUCUCCCUGCUCUGCAUGUGUGUGUGUUUUUAUCCGUGUGUGUGUGUCAGGCUGGAAGUUCGGCGCCGUGUUCAGCCGCUCUGGUGCUUUCCCGGCUGAAUGCGUCCAUCCCAUCGCCGCUCCAGACUUCCUGUCACUGCCUCUCGACCGCAAGGCCGAGCCUCGAGGAGGAGCGGGACAGUUUGCUGUGUCAUCAGCUGUUGCUGUCGCUGUAGCAUCGACCAUGGCGGCACACGAGAUAGAUCAAACAAUAGAGGUACACAGUCAGCCGGGGACACACACACACACUCACAUUUGGUGUUUCCUUUUCCCCCCCGUCAGUCAAAAUGAUCCGAGUGUGUCAGGUUGUUUUCACCGUCACUCUUGUCAUUUCAGAGGGUUUCUCUUGACGGCUUUGCUGACGGAGAGCUGGAUGAGAGGGCGCUGCAGGACAGUAAAUAUGACAUACUGGAGUUCGCCAAGAAGUACUUCAGACAGCCGACCGGCGUGAAGGGGUGAGAGCAGAGGAGAGCGCACACAGGAGACCCUCACAAACACACACCUGAAGUCCAGCCAGGGGGAGAGUACAAAUAUAUACAAACAACUACACCAUUGUAAUGUAGUUUUUUAGUACUAUACAUGUAUUUCCUAAAUUUUUAGUGUAGUUUUUAAAGGUUUAAGAUGCAGUCAUGUGGUCAGCUACCUCAGAGGAAAUUCACACUGAGGGAUAAAGUUUACAUCUGGAUUUGUUUUCCAUCAUUACUUUGGUUUAUUUGAUUUGUAUAAAAUGAUCAGAGUUAGUAGUUUGGAUGAAAGUGAAAAUAUUUCUGCCAAAGUCUCAAGUUUUCAGCUUCAGUAAUAAUCAGUUUAAAAUGAAUAUGAAACCUGUAGUUUCAGGUUAAAUCAUGACAUAAUCAAACAUCUUCCUAUUGUUAGGAUUGAGAGACCCCUUGUGGCAGAAAUCACUUACUGUAGCUUUAAGAGCUGGAGAUGCUGCUCACCCAAAGUCUGCCUAAUUUGUGUCAUAAAUAUGAUGUGUUACAUUACAAAAAAACUAGAUUUAAAAAUAUAUAUACAAACUUGUUUUUUUUUUGUAUCAGUGGAAAUAUCAGAAAACGUAGGAUUGCUUCUCAUUGAGGGUUUAAAAGUUAAAUGCAAAUAUUAGUUAGAGCAGAGGACGUCAGCACUGAUCUGUAGAGCGAGUGAACCCACCAUGACCGAAGUCAGUCAGGGAGAUCGGAGAUGAAGAGACAUGGUGACAGGAGCAAAGUGACACAGAAGCAGGACCAGUUACCUGACAGGUGAGGAGGAGGAGUUAUGAUGCCCUUUCAGAAAACUGGUUAUGAAUGCAGCGCAGACACUAAUCAACUGUCAGCAGCUAAAAUAUGAAGUCUGAGUGUCGUUUUUCAAAGGCAGCCAGCACUAAAAGAUGUGAGUGUGGACCUGAAAAACAGAACCAGAACCAGCUGAUGGUGAGGUGUUUGAGGAGGACUUUUUUUUACUGGUUAGAGGAGCUGAAAGUGAUUCCUCGGUCUGACAUUCAGAAGCAGAGUGAGACCAGGCGGGAGAUUUCUCUGCUGCUAUUGUUAAAGUGAGGAGGAGGAGGAGGGUGAGUGGGAAGGUGUCAGACCGGAUGAUUGAGAGCAGGUUGGAAAAAAGAUUUUUCUUUUUUUUUUACAGUGACUCACAGCGAGUAAAACUGAGUUUUUGUCUAAAAACACACGUGACGAGAACAAGAGGCGUCAGCAGGGGGCGCUAAAAUAUUCACACUGACUAAAAGUUCCCAUAGACUCUAUAUACUCUAGACAACUUGGUUCCACCUUCUGCCAGAAUUUGAAGCUGAUUUGCUCUCAGAAUUUCCGGGUUUUUUUCUCCACUUACUGGAAACAACCAUAGACUGUAUAUAACACGGACAGAGUCUGCCUCCUCACUGGGUAAAGCCACUCUGACAACAGCACCCUCUGGUGACGGGCUGCAGUAUAGGUCAUAAAUCCCGCCUCCGCCAGCAAAGCUUAUGGAGCUGUGGACAAACUUUAUAAAUUAAUUACACAGAGUAUAAAUGUUUCUUCCUCCGGUUAAUGUCUUUCUAAGGUUUAUCCACAGCUCCAUAAGGAGGCGGGGUUUAUGACCUAUACUGCAGCUCGUCACCAGAGGGCGCUGUUCUCACUGUGGCUUCACCCAGCGAGGAGGCAGACGGCGUCCAUUCUAUAUACAGUCUAUGAAAGUUCCGCACAGCAGCUUUUAGCAACAUCAAAAAUUAGCCUCAUCGAGAGCACGUUCAAUUAUUUUUUUACAUGUGUCGAAAAUAUAAUUUAACUUUGUCCUCGUUUUAUUCAAUAAUUUUGUAUUUAUUAUUAUUUUAUUUUCAACUUGAUUUUUUUUUUACGAUUUUUACGAUUAAGUUUUUCAGUGGUCUUAUUCCAAUGAAUGAAUUUAGCUAAAUGAAUAUUUAUAUUUAGAGAACAAUGUGGGAUUUUUAUUAACUAUUAUAAAAUAGCAUAACAAUAAAGACAGUACACCAAAAAACUUGUUAUAACUGAUUGAUUGACUCAUUGGUGGUAUUGAUUUAAAAACAUUUGUGGUCUGGUCCUCUUAAUUCUGUGUUUAUCUACGGUUUAGUUUGUCAGUCUGUUAAUUCACCAAAAAUGUGAUAUUAGUUUAGUGUUAGUCUGCCCGCGUUCAACAGAAUUAAAGAAUUAUUUAUGAGAAAUAUGAGGGGGUCUAUUCUUACAUGGUAGUUUUAGGGUUAGGUUAAACAGUUAGGUACCUCUCUCUGUACUGUAAUAACUGUAGGAAAUGUACUCCGAACCUUUCAGAGUACAGUCAGGUUUUCAUGUCCGUCUGUUCUUUGUCCCUGGAUUUGUUGUCAGAGAUUCCCUGAAGGGCAAAAGCAGCAGAAACAGAGACUCCAGAGAGCCCGCUGAAAUGAUCAAGUUCUCAAAGGUGGGUGGUUCAUCCUGCUGCUCUUCAAACAUCGUCUUGGUUUUUUUCUGAUUGGCCUCAGACUCGUUAAUAAUCAUAGAUUGAUCAGCUGUGAUUUCCUCCUCCCUCCUCUCCAGACUCCUCUGACAGAGUCUCUGAUCGAGUUUACAGAUGUAGCCAUGAACAGAGUGGCGGCAGACCUCUUCCUCUGUAAGUUCGCUCCUCUAAUUACAUCAUCUUCUUUCAUCACUCCCCCCCACCCCACUGUCGUCUUCAUAUAAGACUGUAACCACUCAGGAGACGCAGCGCUCUCAUCCCGGUGACUUCAAUAACGCAGAUCUCUGUGUGUGUGUUUCUGUGUGUGUACAUGUGUCAUGUUUGGUCGUUCCUGCAGCCGUGAUGCGGUUCAUGGGUGACUCUCCAUUAAGGGGAUCAACAGAACAGGAAGUGGUCAGCACUUUCCUCAAGGUGAACACAAAUUCACACAUUUACCCCUCUACAAACACGUCUGUGGAUUUGUAAGUGUGUGUGUGUGUGUGUGUGUGUGUCCUCUCUUAUAUGUGUGUGUGUGUUUCCUUUCUUAUAUAUUUGUAAGUGUGUCCUAACAUAUAUCUAUGUCAGUGUGUGUCCUCUCUUAUAUAUUUGUUAGUGUGUGUGUGUGUGUCCUCUCUUAUAUGUGUGUCUGUGUGUGUGUUUCCUUUCUUAUACAUUUGUAAGUGUGUCCUAACAUAUAUCUAUGUCAGUGUGUGUCCUCUCUUAUAUAUUUGUUAGUGUGUGUGUGUGUGUCCUCUCUUAUAUAUUUACAUUUGUGUGUGUGUGUCCUGUCUUAUACAUAUAUUUGUGUAUGUAUGUGUCUUUUAUAUAUCUGUCUGUAUGUGUCCUCUCUCACACAUAUAUUUGUGAAUGUGUGUGUCCUCUCAUAUAUUUGUGUACGUGUGUCCUCUCUUAUAUAUUUAUGUGUGUGUCUUCUCUUAAACAUAUAUUUACGUAUGUGUGUGUCCUCUUAUGUAUAUGUGCGCUUGUGUGUGUCCUCUCUUAGGUAUGUAUAUGUGAAUGUGUGCACCCUCUCUUUUAUACUUGUGUGUGUGUGUGUGUGUGUGUGUGUGUGUGUGUGUGUCCCCUCUUGUGUGUAUACAUAAAUAUAUAUAUAUGUGUGUGUGUGUGUGUGUGUGUGUGUCCGUCCCCUCUUAUACAUAUAUAUGUGUAUGUGUGUGUGUCCUCUCCUUUAUACUUCGGUGUGUGUGUGUGUGUCCCCUUUUAUGUAUACAUGUAUAUGUGUGUGUGUGUCCCCUCUUCUGUAUAUAUAUGUGUAUUUGUGUGUCUUCCCUUCAGCUCAUCGGAGAGUUCACCCUGAUGCGGGAUGAAGCUUACUGCCAGCUCCUCAAACAGCUUACUGCUAACACCAGCUCCAAACCGUACGUCUCCUCUAACACGGUUACAACAUACACACACACAUACAUACACACAUACAUACACACAUACAUACAUAUGGACCCCCACAUCCCACCACACACACUCUCCUCCCUGCUCCUGUAAUCCUGAGUGUGUUCAUGCUCUCCUACAGAGAUAGUUGCCAACGAGGCUGGAGGCUGCUCUACAUCCUGACCGCCUUCCAUCGCUGCUCUGAGGUCCUCAAACCCUUCCUGAUCAAAUACCUGCAGCAGGCUUCUCGCAGCGCCGGCGCUCAGUAUCAGGGUAAAACGAAAACGCACACUUUCAUGGAGUGAAAUGAUGUCCACACGACCAAAACCACAAGAGUGUGUAAUGUGUGUUUAAUUGGUCAGGAAUCGCUAAAGCGUGUGAGCAGAACCUGAAGAAGACUUUCCAGUACAGCGGUCGCAUGGUUUCACCCAACAGCAUGGAGCUGAAGGCCAUGAUGGUCAGUGAGAGUUUUUCCUUCAAUGAUGUUUGGAGAUGUGAACGAUCAGAUCCGCUGAUGUCUUUAUGUCAUUAAAAUAAGCCGUUAAAACUGAAAUUAACUUUUACAAGAACAGCAUCACAUGCUAUCUCCAUCUUCGUAUGAUUUAAACUGACUGUAAUACACAGCUACAGAACAAACCCAGUUGUUUUACUGAAUACCAACAUGCAGGAGACCUUCAGGAUAUGUAGUCAUACAGGAAAAAACUCCUCAAUGUGGAUUUGCAGCAACCAGAAAAAUACUUGAGAUUCCCAGCGUCCAGUUGUUUCUGCCUCCUUGUUAUCACCGAGAUAAGUGAGCGUGUUCACAUGGUUUGGUGUCAGCUGAGAGCACAGCGGGGUCACUAUCAGUCCAGGGGCAGAGACACACUCAGAAGACUCUGACACUGUUUGUUCCUGGGAUUCAGAGAUACAGUCUGAGAAAGUUCUCUGUCGCAUCGACUCUCUACUUUGUGUCCCUCUGGGGGGUGGGAUGGAGACUGAAUUUUGCCCCUGAAAUCUGGGCUAAUGUCCUAUAAACAUUUCUCACCUCUGUGUCUCUGUCCACGCUGGAAGAAGAGCUGAAUGUCUGAGUCGGGCACAACGCUGUAUCACAGAUGAGGUUGAAUAAACGUGUCGCUUGUUUUUACUUUUUAUCGGAUUUGAUGAAUGAAGAAAAUAAAGAGUCAUGAAACAGAUCCAAUCAUGUUUGGAAAUGAAGCAGACGGUUUUAACACCGUGUCAGUGCAGACAUCCAAACAUCAUAAAACCACAGUGUGAAAUGUAACUGUACAGUGAACACUCACAGGAGUGUGUGUCUGUGCGUUUUCAGGCGGGACGCAGUUCAAAACGACAGCUGUUCCUCUUUCCAGGAGGCAUCGAACGUCACGCCAAAAUCAAAACCUGCUCUGUGAGUUUUCAGUCACUGUUGGCACUUCACUACUGCUGUCUGUCUGUCUGUCUGUCUGUCUGUCUGUCUGACUGUCUGACUGUCUGUGCAGAUGUGUCUGUGAUAUAAAUGUGUUGUUGUUGUUCCUCAGGUUGCCCUGGAGGUGAUUGAGGAGCUGUGUUAUGAGAUGGGUUUACACAGACUGGAGGCCAUAGAGGAGUACGCCAUAUUUUUAGUCACAAACAGAGGUGCGUUCACAGACGUUUGCCUCAUCCUCUCUCUCUCUCUCCCACACAAACACAUUUGAAAGGUUGCAUAAGUGCGUGAAGUCACUCACCUUGUUGUGUGGUGAAGCUGAGCCGUCCGCUCACAGAUCCCGUUUCAGACUCUUCUCUGGUUUCCAGCUGCAGGAGAAAGUCUCUCAUGUUCAUGACAGAAUAACAAGAGGCGGCUGACAAUCACAACACCGCGUCUCUGCCAAUAACAACCCAAAACACACGGCGCCGCUUUAUUACCCUCCACGGUGGGAGGAACACACUCCUCAUUUGCAUACUUGAUCUCAUUUUUAGGAGGCCACACGUGAACCGUGGAACACAGACAGGAUAAGAGUUUACACUAGAUCACAGCAGUGACGUCUUUAUGUUCAGCGCUGCGAGCGACGACACCGACUCUGUCCUUGAAGCUCUCACACAGGCCUCUUUGUGUUGGUGUGUGUGUUUUUUUCUGCCCUUGUUUGGCAUUAAAUAUCUCCACAUGAUUACAGCUGGCAGCUGCUCUUGUUAGCGUACUAUUCAGAAGCACAGCGGGUAACACAACAUGUGGCUACACGAGUACUGGCGCCUUGUUUGAAGCGGUAAUUUGGAUGAAUUUUGGCUGAUUUUUUUUGGCAGUUAAAAGUCAGACACUGAAACUGAGUGCAGGUUUUUAAUCCUUUAUUUAUUAAAGCGACACAGAGAAGAAGGAGACGAUUUAAGUGACUUUAUUUCUGUGCGUUUGUUUAGGUCAGAAUGUGCGUCCUCUAAACAAACACGAGUACAUUCUGGACGUGGCGACGGAGGCGGAGUUAGUGGACACAAACUACAGCUUCUGGUUCAGACGAGUCAUCUGGACUCAGACGCUCAAGUUUGAGAACGAGCUGUGUGUGGCCACGCACUAUAACCAGGUAUGACAGGUGCUGUUUUACAGACACGUGGUAAAUACCGCACAGACAGAUGUGUGUAAUUGUUGUGUUUGUGUGUAUUCAGAUCCUGCCGGACUACCGUAAAGGCCUCCUGAACGUCCUCCCACAAGGAAAAGUGAGCGAUCAGCAGUUCCAUCAGAUCUCCAAACUGGCGUCUCUGCAGCACAGAGCCAAGGACAUCAUCUUCAUCCCCAGCAUGUGAGCAAACUAACGGACCUGGCUUGUUUUCUGAUGAUCGUCAAAACAAACUCAGUCAGCAAACGGAUCCUCAGAUAUUUAUCAUUCAGCACUACAUGUGAUCUUUUUAUGGGAUUGGACGUACUAUAACGGGGUUCAUGAGUCCAAAUUCAUUUGAAAUUAAAAAAACAUGAAACGUCAGAGGAAUAGAGGAAGAUUUUUUUAAAGGUGCAUUAAGGGGGAAAUAAAUCUCAGAGUUGGGAGAGGGAGGUCAAAAAUCUGAAAGCUGAUUCAUAAUUAAAGCUUCAAAUUAAGAGGGAAGAAACUGGAAUUUUCUCUUAGAUUAAAAAAAGGAAAUAAUGGAUUUCAGAGGAUAUAAAACUUUCACAAGAGAAAAACUAAAAUGUUCUUGAUGAGAGUGAGUCAUCAUUUUAUAGGAAAAGAUCAGUCUGCUGUUUAAGCUUUAUUUUUUUUAACCUUCUGCCCAAAUGCACAGAAACAAUACAGCAGAAAAAAUAAAUAAAGUAUGUCAGACAAACUUUGAAUUACGACAGAGUAUAAGGGUCAUAUAAAGAUAAAAAAUGUAAGACCAAAAGAUCAGAGUAGUUUACUUAUGAGGAAAAAAGUCAUUACCAAUGGGAAUAAAGUCAUUACUAACAAGAGUUAAGUCAUGACUAUUGAUAUUAAAGUCAUUACCAAUGGGAAUAAAGUCAUUACUAAUGAGGCCAAAGUCAUGACUAACAAGAAUAAUGUCAUUACUUAUUAGGAUGAAGUCAUCACUAAUGAGAAUAAGUCAUUACUAAUGAGGAUAAAGUUGUAAUAAAGUCAUUAUUUUUGAAAAUGUAAGAACAGUCAUUACCAAUGAGAUUAAAGUCAUUUCUAAUAAGGGUAAAGUAAUUACUGAUGAGAAUAAAGUCAUUUCUAAUUAGUGUUAAGUCACAACUAAUGAGAAAAAAGUCAUUACUCAUGAGAAUAAUGUUCUAACAAAGUCAUUAUUUCAAGAAUAACAUAAUUACUAAUGAGGAUAAAGUCAUGACUUAAUAGAAUAAAGUCAUUACUCAUGAAAGUAAAGUUAUUACCAAUGAGAAUUAAGUCAUUACUUACAAGAAUAAAGUCAUUACUAAUGAAGUCAUUAAUUACAGGAAUAAAGUUUUAAUUAAAUUAUGUCUUUAUUCUCUAAGUGAAGGACUUUAAUAUUGAAGUCUCAAUUUUAAUACUCUGUCGUAUUUAAUAAGUUUGUUCUCUUGUGAAAUCUCACCUUUGACCUUUAUACAGCAGUACGAUCAAACAUCAGUUUAACUGGCAGAGAGAGGGACACUCAUCAGCCACAACAUUAGGAUAGGUGAAGUGAAUAUCUCUGAUUAUCUUGUAGCGGUGACACCUGUCAGCGAGUCUGAUAUGUGAGGCGGAGAGUGAUCAUUUUGUCCUUGAAGCUGAUCUGUUAGAAGAAGCAGAAGAAUGACAGACUGUAAACAGGCGAGUAACUUUGAUGGAAAAACUCCAACGCUGCAGCUCUGUGAGGUUUUCUCUAAAGAGGGAAAUCCAGUGAGCUGAUGGUGCAGUCGAGGGGGAAACAAAUGUUGGCCUGUGUGGUCCAGCUCAGUGGAAGAGUUACCAGAGCUGAAAAAAAGAAAUAAUAAUAACGCUGUUUCUGAUAGAAAGGUGUCCAUUUACCACCACGCAGCUUCAGAGGUAGAGCUGAUAUCUCCUCCUUUUUGAGACCAGAGAGGGUCGACUCAAGAUCCACAUAGUGACGGCUAAUAAGUCUGUUUUAUCCUGUUACAGUUAUUUACCCAGAGAGCUCCGAUAAGAAGACAAAUGCAGAUGCUUACAUGGGAUGGUAUGCAGGGGUCAAUGCAUGUCUGUACAUGUACAGAGUUAUCAGCAUCAGCACAGACGGAGCUCAACUACCUUACUGGAAACUCCAGACAGAGCGGCACAGACGCUGACACUCUAUCCGGAGUCGUCCCGCAGUAAUUUGAGUGUUUUGUGUUUAUACACUGAAAUUCUUUCAGAUUUGCACAUUUACCAACAGCCGCCCUCACGAUUUUCUCUUUCUCUUAAAGACUUUAAUUUACACAGGAGGAGACAUUAAGCUGGGCCUGAGUCAAUAAAGUGAAAACUACUUCUAAUCUUCUUCUUCUCUCUUUUAAUUUGUUCCUGUAAUUCUCUCCGUUUGUCUUCUCUGGUUUCUUUUCAGCCUCUUGUUUUUAUCUCAGUGAAUAUUUACACUUUGAACCAUUAACAUCCAUCCAAAUAUCCUCUUUACCUCCAUUUAAUGGUUGUAAUGAUUGAUGUGUCAUCAGAUUUACAUGAAUUUAACAAUAAUUUACCUGAUUUGAGUUUGUGUGUUUCUAAAGCAGACAACAUGUGAACAUCCUGAUGGUUCGAACACAGGCAGACUGAAGCUGCAGUGUUUGCUUUUAUAGAUUUUCCAAUCUACUCAGAGGUUCAGCAGCCUCACAGAGAGCAGCUCGUUGUUAAAGGGAUGAAAACAGUCGAUAGUUUUUGUGUUCAAAGUGCGUGACACAUUGUUUUUUCAGCUGUAAAACACUCGCCUCCUUUCUUUCGGUUACCGCGGUUAUCGCCGCUGCGUCUCUCCGCCCACACACGCAGCAGACAGCCGAGCAGAACGGCUCAGCGACCGAAAUCAUUCUGAGAAAUCACAGAGUGAAGCGGACUCGUGUUUAUCUUCUUCUCCCCUUCUCCUCCAGACACGAGUUAUCUGAGUACAUCCCCGCACCUCUGUUCAAGAAGCAGCCGCCCCAGCAGUGGGUUACCAUGGUGACGCAGCACAUGCAGCAAGUGCAGACCCUGAACCCGCAUCAGGCCAGAGCUCAGUUUCUGGGUGAGUUCUCUGUUCACAUCAGCAGGAGAUAAAAACUGAACGUCUUUGACUCCAUUCAUAAAAUCCUGCAGUCAGACACGAGUACGAACAGCUGAGAACAGACGUUAGAUUAAAUUCACCUGAACGUCAUCGUUUAGAUCACGUGUGUUUAAACUGCAGCGCUGUAACUGUUGAACAAGAGGGGAGACUAAAGUUUUAACAUCAUGUCAGAUCCCUCAUUCAUUCAUGACUGCAGAAGAUCUGUGUGGAAAUUCUCCAUCUGAUGAUGACGAGAGAAGAUUAGGACCACAUGAGGAGAAUUAAGAUAAUUACAGGAAGGAGAUUAGUCAGAAUUUAGAGAUUAAAAAUCAUUAUCUCAAGAUUAAAGUCGGAAUUUCAAGAUUACAAAAUGUCGUAAAUAAAGUCAAAUUUCGAGAUGAAAGUCAAAUUUUGAGAUUAAAGUAGAAAUCUUUUGGAUAAAAGAAUUGAUAUCAGGAUUAAAUUCAAAUUUUUUAGAUUUAAGUCGAAAUUUCAAGAUUAAAAAUUGAAAUCUUGAGAUCAAAGUCAAAAUUUCAAGAUUACAAAAUGUCAAAAUAUCUUGAAUAAUGUCGAAAUUUUGAGAUUAAAAAAAAAUUAAAUUUUGAGAUUGGAGUCAUAAUUUGGAGAUUCAAGUCAAAUUUCAAGAUUCAAGUCAAAAUUAUGAGAUAUAAAUUUAAAUUUAGAGAUAAAAAAUUUAAAUCUCGAGAUUUAAGUCGGAAUGUCAAGAUUACAAAAUGUCAAAUGUCAUGAAUAAAGUCAAAUUUUGAGAUAAAAAAAUUUAAAUUUGAGAUUUAAGUCAAAAUUUUGAGAUAAAAGUCGAAAUUUUGAGAUUAAAAAUUGAAAUCUCAAGAUCAAUGUUGGAAUUUUAAAAUUAAAGUUGAACUAUAACUUGAACUGAAAUUUCAACUUUCAUUUCGAAAUGGAAAUUCCCUUCCGUAAUUAUUUAGUAGAUAAUUGAAUUGAUAAUAGUUAUAAUAAUAGAUAAUUGAUUAUAGUAGAUGACUCUGCUGAUGGUCGGCACCAUCAUUUGUUUGGACCUGAUAAAGCUCCUCCUCCUUAGACUGAGGUUUUGUUAAAGCCUGAGUCACCCCACCACUUCAAUGUCGUUUUUAUGUCUGAUUCAUGCAGAGCCUCCUCUAGGAAUGAAAAAGUGAUGAUCUGCUCUCACAGAGAAUAAGUCCUCUGUCUGUCUGUCUGUCUGUCUGUGCAGGGCUGGUCAGUGCCUUCCCCAUGUUCGGCUCCUCGUUCUUCUACAUCCACAGCAGCAGCUCCACCACCUUCUACGCCCCCUGUAUUGUUGCUGUCAAUCAACACGGUCUCCACUUCCUGCACAAAAAUACACACGUAAGUAACAGACACACACACACAGACACACACAGACACACAGUCAUGGUGGUGAAGCAUUAAUGUGACUCAUCUCAUCGUGACUGAAACAUGAGCCCAGAAGCAGAGUCACAUAGUUGCGUUUGACAGUUGUGUGAGUGUGUUUGGUCUCUGUUGUGCAGGAGCCGAUGGCAGUGGUCCCCCUGGUGGAGGUACAAUCCAGCCGCACCCAGAGGCCCACUGCUGGAACCAGUUACCCUUACGUAGACCUGACGAUCGGGGACAUGAGCACACGGCGGGUCAUCCAGCUGCAGUUAGAGCAGGUAGUAGAGAAAGCACUCUUCAUAAACCAGGUUUGGAGUUUCCGCCUCUCUUCGCUCAUGUCUGCUGCGUUUGUCGUCAGGGCCUGGAGUUGUGUCGAGUCAUCGCCAUGCAGGUGGAGAACAUGAUGUCGGUGCGGGAGAAGAGGCUCACUCUGCCACCCAGCGAAAUCACAAUGCUAUAA
Xyrichtys novacula (pearly razorfish) is the source of this 64545-nucleotide messenger RNA. NCBI's taxonomy places the organism in Eukaryota, Metazoa, Chordata, Actinopteri, Labriformes, Labridae. The record is from the annotation of a GenBank genome assembly.